CUCAGCCAGCCCGGCUGUCUAUAGGUCCUUAGUCUCCCUUGUACUGCGCUGGAUGGGAGAGCCGGCCGGUGGCCUCAUGUUUGGCUUUUACCUCUGACCCUGUGCAGUUCCCUGGAGGCUGGAUACGGAGGGAUGUCUCAGACUAACGCCGUGGACAAGAUGGAUAAGACCAUCAAGGUAGGGGAUGGCCGGGACCUGGGUUUAUAGCUGUCCGGCCAUGGUGCGGCUGUGUGACACCCAGGGAGACUGCUGGUUACCGGCCAUUCUUUGACACGUUGUAUUGUGUCAACAAAAGACAUGUCUGCUGUGUGUGUGAGACAACGCAUUACAUUAUAGCUGGGCUGGCCGACAGAAAGACAGCUAGACACUCAGCUAUUGUAGUAUUGCAGAUCCCACAGGUAUAGCUGGCAAAGCAUCACGGUAGCUGUAGUUCUACAGUAAGUGGAGAUCUACCAUUUGGUCAUUAAGACAGGUCACUGUCCAACAAAUAGAAGUGUCCUAACUGCACAGUGUAAAGACACAUUACUGUGAGUAUUAUUGCUGUGGAGCUCUGUCUUAGGCAGACUAGAUGGGCCAAAUGGUUCUUAUCUGCCAUCACAUUCUAUGUUUUUAUGUUAUACACUCAGACACAUCGACAAUAUGGAGCUACUAGAAAAAAAGGGACAAAGGGAUUUGGAUCCAAAGUAGGGACUGUCCCUCUGAAAUAGGGAUAGUUGGGAGAUAUGUUCUGGCAGUUAAAUCCCAUGUCUGCCAGUGAUGGGCACCCUUUAGCAGCUGUUGUGGGAUGCUUUCCAUUUAACUUCUAUAGGGAUAACCGAGUAGUCAACCUCCGGCACUCCAGAUGUUGUGGACUACAUCUCUCAUGAUGUUCUUACAGACCUAAUGCUUGAGAAGCAUCAUGGGAAGUGCGGACCAAAACAUCUGGAAUGCCGAAAAGUUGUCUACCCCUAUCUGAGGCGCUAAAGAUGAGCCACUAAUGCUUAUCAGGCAUUGUUCAUGGGAUAGACGAGUCACUUUAAAGGUUGCUGUCAGGUUGAGACACUUCAGGGAAGCUAAAUGUUACGGCUGUUAGUGGGAGGUUGCUCAAGAGGAGCUGAUUGUGCAGCAAUGUGAACUGUGUUGGUUUGGUGCAGCAAGGGAUGCAGGGAAUGUCGAUGGUCAUUGUUAGUUGUGUUGUAGACUGCCUGGUGAAUCUUAUUGUAUGCGCCUGUAAAGGCUGCUCAUUAAUGCUUGCUGGAGUUUAUUCACGAUCUGGGAAAAUAAUUGUUAAAGGACCACUAUAGUGCCAGGAAAACAUACUUGUUUUCCUGGCACUAUAGUGCCCUGAGGGUGCCCCCACACUCAGGGUCCCCCUCCCGCUGGGCUGGAUGGCGAGGAACGGGGAUAAACUUACCUUUUUUCCAGCGCCGGGUGGGGAGCUCUCCUCCUCCGCCUCCGAUCCUCCUCUUCGGCUGAAUGCGCAUGCGUGGCAGGAGCUGCGCGCGCAUUCAGCCAGUCUCAUAGGAAAGCAUUUACAAUGCUUUCCUAUGGACGCUGGCAUCUUCUCACUGUGAUUUUCACAAUGAGAAGCACGCAAACGCCUCUAGCGGCUGUCCAUGAGACAGCCACUAGAGGCUUUAGAGGCUGGAUUAACCCAUUAAUAAACAUAGCAGUUUCUCUGAAACUAUGUUUAUUUAAAAAAAAGGGUUAAUCCUAGAGGGACCUGGCACCCAGACCACUUCAUUAAGCUGAAGUAGUCUGGGUGCCUAGAGUGGUCCUUUAAGCCACAUUUAAAAUAUUUAUCAAGUUCGUGUUUUUCCUAUGUACCUACUUUGUUGUUGUAAAAUUUUGCACAAUCCCCAAUUUAGUGAAUAAACCUUUCUUAGGUGUCACUGUAGGAGUCGUGCGUUAGUAAUCACUGGUUACCAAUUACUGGUGAGGCAAGCUUUAUUAGUGUCAUCAGACAAAGCUCGUGAAGUGUUUGAAAUGGUAUACCGUAGUAUUAUGAGACUUUGAAAUACAUAGAUUGCCACAUGAUUAUUUUAGAUCUAAGCUUUUGUUACUCUUCUCCACUGAGCACAUUGAAUACUGCUAAGAUUCAAGAUACCUGCUCCCUUAUUUUUCCUUUCCUUUUCUUACAAAUAAAUUAAUUGUAGCUUUAUGUUAUCUGUGAUGUUUCUAUUUGUGCAUUUCACCUCACAGACAAUUUCUUAUAAAUGACACUACACUUUCACUAUUUACUUUCUUUUAUCCUGACCAAACCCAAAUGAUGUGGCUUCUCCUUGACUUACAAGUUUAAACCCUUAUUGUGUAUUAGUUGAUAACCUCUCUAGGAACCUGGGGCUCUAAUUUAAAUAUGAGUUUUUGAGGAUUGAGCAUAUUGCCUUUUCUGGUGAAUUGUAUGGAAAAUCCUUGAGCAUUUAAAUAUUGUAACAUGUUUGUUUUCCUGUGUGUGUUUAUUAGAACCUGCUAUGACCUGUGUUUACACACGGUAGGGUUUCAGUUCUCACCUUUUUUGAGGAUAUGUCUUUUGCCAAGGGUAUAUACCUAUUGUGCAAAAUGUACAUAGGAUAACAAUGAACAAUAAUUUACUUAACAUUGAGGUGGUUUUUCUUAUUUUAUUGUAGUACUUAAAAAUACUAUGUUAAUUGUUAUGUGUGUUUGUACUACAGCAUUAGGUUAUUUUGUCUGCAAAUUGAUUCACUAUAUGGUGUUUUUUGUUCAGCUAAUGAUCUAUAAACUGUCUUUAAAGGGUUUCUACAACUCUUUGUCACAUAAAGUAUUUCUAACCUCAUACUGCUCUGUUGGGCACUUAAGCAAUUAUCCACUUUUUUGGUCGCCUUUCCAUGCCUUUUUAUAUAAUGUCACGACACACGCUUUAGGUUCAAUCCAUGCAAGCCUGUGAUUGGACUGUUUUUGUCAGCUCAGAGUGCAUGUACGCAGUCUAAGCCAGAGAGGGGAGGUAGGGAAGGAGAAUAAAAAAAAAAAAAAACAUUCUACAAAAAAAACCUUUUUGUAGUGGCGGGAGAGAGCUCACCGCAGAUGCGAGGGAGAGGAGAAUGCUCUUCAUCUUGCAGGUACUCUGCUUACAAGGGAGAAUAUUAUCAUAUCUGCUGCCAACUUGUUUUGCUCACUGUCAACAAAUGUAAAAUAUGCAUAGAAUUGACAGAGUUCCAGGCUGCCUAAGCCAUGUGCGUGCCCUGUUGUAACCGGCCCCUGGUACAAAAGUGCACAUUACUCAGUUUGAAACACUGUGUAUUCAUACUCCUCCACCAUUACCACUUCAAAUCACUGAAGUGGUCAUGGUGGUUGGAGUAACCCUUUAACAACCUCCCAUUCUCUGACUUUAUUUUUGUAUUCCUCUUGUUAAAAUCACCACGGUGAUUCAUAUUUUCAGUGUAUUUGCCUAUAUGUACACAUAUCCCUAAAUGGCCCAGAUAUAUCUAAUUUUGACAUUAAAGGGACACUCCAAGCACCUAAACAGCAUACAUUGCCUACAUGACAUCUGCUUAUAAGACUGAGCAUGAGAUUCUAGCUAUAUACUUGAAAACUAGAGAAAUCUUGAUGUAUCCUUCCUGGUAAAAUAUUUUAUAAAUAAAAUAUAUUGUACUAGCAAAUUUAUAGAUUAGGAAAAAAACUCUUUAAAUUAGGUUUUUCUCCCAGCUGUGAGUCAAUGCCUCAGCGUGCCAAUGGAGAGCAGAAAACACCUCCCACAUAACGCUGCGGUUGCUAUGGAAACUCCCUAGCGGACACUUUUAGCACUGGCCAGGGAGUAUAGGAACUCUGUUUCGAUGCAAGCACACUGGCACUGCGGCUAGCAUGUCGAUGCCACUGACAAGAUUAAUCCUGCUUGGGGGAAGCGUCCCAAGCAGGGCAAAGAACAGAGGUGGAGUACAGGACGGGCCUGAGGUGGGUGUUGCACAAAGAGUAACACCCUCAAAGCAUUACAGCACUGGAACAGAGGAAAAGUGAGUAAAACUUUAUAUUUUACAUUAAAUCCAUCAUGCAUCUUUGUGAUAUAUGGUUUAUUCAAAGUUCAAGUCCUCUCAGAAUGGGUUAAAAUUCACCUUAUUUUCAGCUCUCCACGGGUCUGCCGGCGCUGGCCCCACAACAUUGGUGACAUCCUCAAAAUUGCCGAUUUUAAGCCAAUCCAAUGCUUUCCCAUGGGGAGACCAUUGAAUUGGCUAAAAUCAACAAGGGGCGGGGUCAAACACUGUUUUGGCGAAUCAACACCUCCUCAUAGAGAUGCGUUGAAUCAGUGCAUCUCUAUGAGGAAAAUUCAGCGUCUCCAUGCAGAGCAUGGAGCGCUGAACGGCAGGGCUGCUUAAUGUGCAGCCCUGAAUCAGGAAGCCACUCCAGUGGCCAUCUGAGGAGUGGCCACUUGGAGGUGUCCUUAGGGGCAAUGUAAACACUGCCUUUUCUCUGAAAAGGCAAUGUUUACAUAAAAAUGGCUGAAGGGAGCUAUUAUAUUCACCAGAACAACUACAUUAAGCUGUAGCUGUUCUUGUGACUAUAGUGUCCCUUUAAGUCUAGUUUUGCUUUAAAGAUACACAUCUUAUUGAAGUUGUCAUAGUGCCUUAAAUAUUUCCCCCCUUGUCUUGUUCUUCAGCUAAAAGUAUUUUAAUAGAUUGAAGUCUUGAAAGCGUGGCUUCAAGCCCACUGAAUAAAAGAGCCAAGACUGUUACUUCCUAGCCAUAUUUUGACGUCACACGCAUGCGCAGUGUCAAGGCUUGUCAUAGAGAAUCAUUGCAUUCUAUGAUUUUCUAUGACAAGUGUUUGGUGGAUCGCGGCGAGUGCAGCACCUGCGCCUAUGUUUCCCAAUGCUCCUCUGUAAGGUGCAGUACGUAUUUCUAAGAUGAAAUUGCACUAGAAGGAGCAUGCAGUAGUGCUAAGGGAGACUCGGCACCUGAGACAAACUGAUUAAAAUACUUUUUUAAUAUUUUACACUGCAAAUAGAAUGAGGGCCUAAAUGAGGACAGAAAGACUAUAUAGCCUUAGGUAUACAGGAUUGUAUACCUAACACUAUUGUGUUCCGUUAAAAUAUUUCCUUACAAAUCUCUGAGGUGCUCUGUCUCUUCUUGUCAUUGCUCUUCUGGAAAAAUCUGGCCAUUUUCUACUCAGAUGAAUCUCCUGAGCAUCAGUUUUUUUUUUUUUUUUCUGUAAUUAUGGAUAUAACCUGGAUAAUAAUGGAAAACAAAAAGCCGUGGAAAAUCAGGAGUGGCAUAACUUAAUAUUUAUAUAUUUGAAAAUUAAAAUGGUCUUGUCAACUAAAACUAAACACCUUAAACUUUAUUUAAUCUGAAUCAGGUUGUUUUUUUUUUUUGUUUUUUUUGAGUUCUCUACUUUUCAUGAAAUAUACAAGGAUAAUAAUAAAAAAAAAAAAAACCUCAGGAAAAGCAUCAAACUCAACAUCAGGUAUUCCAUCAUUUAAGCCACAACUUUUGCAAAGGUUGAGUUUAUAACCUGGGAAACCGCUAUAAUGAUAUAGGAGCAGGGAUGUAUUUACCACAAGGCAAACACGGCAUUUGCCUAGGACGGCACUCGGGGGUUUAGCAUGGCCAGCAAUAUCAAUUAGAUCUAAGGCUCUUCUCACACCAAAAUAAAUCUUCAAAAGUGACUUCUUUCAGAUGUCUAGAGUGGAGUGGUGAUGCAAUCAUUUAGGUGAGAUUAGAAUUUAAAAAACUCAUUCACGAUCAGGUAUGUUACUGUUCUCAAACAAUGUCUGCCCUUUUCAGCUGUAGAUGAGUCAGGAUUUUUAACUGAGAUUAGAGUAGUAUCUUUGAGAGCUGGAGAAUGAAGAACUCUUUUUUAUGCUCAACGGAGCAGAGUCUGAUGAUCAGUAAUUUUUCUUUCUCUAGAUUUGCUUUUUGAUGUUUAGAAGAUAUUUCCUUUAGGACACCCGUAAUAUAAACUUUAAACAUUGUUUAUUCUGUCACCUUUGGUAUUCGUAUUAUUGCUGAUAUGAUCUAUAUAGGGAUAUGGCUCCUACCAUAAAAUAUAUAAAAGAUCAUAUUGAUUUGCCAUGGGGGUUGGCAACCCGUUAUGAGCUUUUAUUUCUAUCGAAAAUCCUUUUGUUUACCUGUGAAGUUGAUAACAUUUGAGCGCUCAUCCAUACACUCAAAUACCAACUGAAGAGGCGUUCAAUUCCUUUUUGUAUUGAGUUAAUUUACCUAUAGUCUCACAAGACUAGCUUGAGUUCUUGGAACAGCCCUUAACCAAGGAUGAAUUGGCCUGAAACGUUCUGAAAUCCCCCAGACCAUUAAAUAAAUGCCAAAACACAAGGCACUGGGCCCCGACUGGUUUUCCAAUGUAAUAAUAGUUGGAACACCAGUCUGGGCUCAGUGCCUUGUUUUUUGGUAUAUCUUUAAUGGUUUUGGGGAUUUCAGACUAUUAGGCUGUCAAGUUAGAACCGUAUUUUGCUUGCAAAUACCUACUUUUGGAUUGAGCAAAUUUGGGGUUUCAAUUUAGAUGCCAGCAUGUGUCCUACAUCUUUUUUAAAUUAUGCAUCUUAUAGCUCAGAUUUGUCCAAAUAAUUUAGAACAUUUAUCACUCCAGUUAUAAAUUGAUAUUUUAUUUUAAAAAAUUGGUGACCUGCCCACUUUAAAGGGACACCGCUACUAAAUAUAGAGCAAUCCCCACGGAAACAAUCAGAAUGUCCCUCAAUAUUAGCACUGUGCCCCAAUAAAUACAAUUUCCUUCACUGUAGGUGGGGGGGGGGGGGAAUAAUAGAGAAUGAUGAAUUGUUUGCUACAGAUCAUGGGAAAUGGUUCUGGUAAUGAACUUUUACUAAACUAGGUGACUUGUAAUCAGCAUGCUUCAAAAGCUUUCUGAGGGAGAGAUGAGCAUAUGACACAAACACAGGAGUUUAUAUUUUAGCUGGCAACCUAGUGCUAGAAGCAUAGUGCCUAGUGCCAGCACCUAGAGCUAUUCAUAUUUACUCAUGAAAACCCUGAAGCUAUAACAGAAGCCUGAUAUAAAAAAAGAUUUCUUGAUGGGUGUGUGUGUGUAUAAUGAAAGCUGGUGCAAUGUCUUAGAAUAGUUAACAUAAUAUAUUCUUACUUACAGCUAUGUUACAUCAUGAAUGUGGAGGAAAGGUAACCCUUUUAGUAAUGGAGGGAAAUAGGGAAUAUCAUUUUUUAAUAUUUGAAGUGGGGUCCGUGUGACCCAGUUUCACUUGACGAGCCACACCAGUAAUAACAUCAUCUCCAUGCUGAUCCAUUCCUCUGUUCCAUUCCAGGUAUUCCCCCUUGAUAAAGAUACAGAAGGGAAACAUUUACGGAACGACGGACUGCAGGUACCCCAGACUAUAAUGUAUACACUCCAGCCAUUCUCGACUUUUAUUUCUUUUCCCCCAAACUGUCUGUCACCUGGCAUUGCCAAGAGGUUGGGCCUUAUCCUGGACGGGGACUUGAAAUUGUAUUCUUCUGCGUACUCUUUUCAUUACAAAUCCUAUCUACGGAUUUUCUCCGACCAUGUCAACCUUUUUAUCAUUGGGUCUUUGGAGUCUAUCUGGGACUACACAUACUUUUUUUUCCCCUCGCUUUAUUCCAAAGCACUUAACUCCUUUAUUCUCCUCUUCCACAAACUCACCUAAUCAAAUUGCCAUCAGGGUUUUCUGCUAAACAGAGAAUUGAGAAGUUAAUUGCAAACUAUAUCCCAAAAGAGCUGACAUUUUCAGAUUCAGCUAUUUUGACCUACAGAUUGUAACUCCUUUGUCAAUUCCUGAUUAUAAAAACCCAUAGCCUCUCUCUAUUGUCGUUGCCUUCUUUACUGACUUGGCACUCAGCUGCAUACACAAUGGAUAUGAAAAAAAAUAAAAUAAAAAAACACCUCACGUUUGCAUGAUAAGGCUAUAAAAAUUCCAAAUGAGUACAGAUGGUCCGCUAUCUCAUGAUCUGAUUCAAUGUGAUUCGCCAUGACUUGUGCAAGAAUUCUGAUUCUUCCUCUCGUCCACACUCUGCUGUUCUUCCAGAGGACUACCAACUGCUAAAGUUAAAAAUCCAAGCUGUAAAUGUUCUUAAUGAAACUGUAUUUGGCCUCAUCUACUCUUUGUAGACUAUUUGGAUGAACGUGGUAUUUGUCUUGGAGGCUCUAGGCAAUAUUAUACGCAGUUGUGCACGGUACAUAGGCUACUAAUCAGAUUCUGAAGAAAAAUCUUUUGUCUGGGUAUGAAGAAAAUUUCUAUGGUACAAUAUGUUUUUAAUUCUCGCUCUCCGUUUCUGUGGGCAGUCCACUCUCUACACUCUUUGCUACGGUGGUUGUAGACACUAAUGCUUCUUAUUCUUAAGGAUUUUUCCUAACAUAAUGUUAUCCUUCAUUUCUCUUACUACAAGCCCUUCACCCAUUAGAUCAGGCAUUUAACCACUAUUAUCGGUAUCAGAGCACACCUUUACCUAUUGAGCUUAUUCACGUGUCACAUCUUUUAAUUGGUAUCUUUCCUUUGGUGUCUAUCCCUAAUCUUCACUCUCUGCUUUCCAAGUUCAAAAAGUUUUCUGAAAUGUGUUAAACUUGUUGUGGAGAGACCUGGGGUGCCUAAUUUCUCUCCAAUAUAAAAAUAAAAUGAAAAACAUUCAGGCUCCUGGCAUGUCUGUUUGUUUGAAGCCAUUUGUUAAGCAGCAGUGCAGAAGUCAGGAUGAUUUUUUUUUUAUUUUUUUUUAUUUUUUUUCAGGGUCUGAAGAAUUUAGACCCUAAAUGUUUUCUCUGUUUUGUAUACAGGUCAUUUUGAGGGUAUUCUAAAAUCUCUGACUAGUGCUUCCAUACUAUCUAACUUCCACACUAUCUAACUUGCUCUGAGAGCAUGAAUGGGAUCUGGUCAGGAUUAUGCUUUGGGGUGGGAGGCUAGGUUUUUGGGUUAAAAUUUUGCUUUGUGCCAGUUGGGAGUUCUAAAGUGAGGUGGAAGGAUAUAGGUGUGCGUCUCAUUGAACUGUUAAAUAUGUAUAGGGGGUGCGUUAUGAGAGGUGUGUUUUUGCAGGACUGAAGUUCAACGACUUCAUAGAGAUCGAUUGAGUCAAUGCAUCACUAUAAGGAAAUGAUGAUAGAUGCAAAGUGGCAGUUGCUGUGCAUGCGCACUGGCCUCUGUAAUGAUAACUCCAGCAAGGGAAGGAGCCGUGGGGAUGAAUAAAAUGCUUUAUUGAAUGAAGGGCAGGGAGGGGGCAUGAAUCUAAAUAUUUAUGAAAAUACUAUAAUGUUAGAAAUACCCUUGCUUCUAUAAUGCUCUCAGAAUGCCUUAAAAAGUGCAAAACCAGUACUCUCAGUGGCUGACCAUUUAUUUAUUGCUUACAAAAUCUGUUCUAAAUAAGCAAGUAUAAUAUGCAUUAGAAAUAUGAAAUAAAAUAGUGAUCCCAUCUUAAAUUUGCCUUUGUGUCUGUAGAAUUUGCUUUGGGAUUUGGAAAUGUUUGAUUUGAAUAUUUAAAAAAAAAAUACAAUAUUUGAAAAAAUAUGCAAAAUACCAAAUUGUUCUAUAGAUUGUAGUCAAACCAAGAAACAUUUUAAAGUGGAUCUGAAACUGUCUGGGGACUUUGCAUCAUUUUCAAAGACACCUUUGGAGGGGGAGAGGCAAGCAAAUCUGAUUUAAAAUAAAAAUUUUUUACUUACCUGAACCAUUCCCUCGAGGGAGCUGCCAUCCUCUUCCUGUCGCUCCUCUUAUGCUCCUUGCGCUUCAGCUGCCCGGAGCCAUUGUCACUGCUGUACUCUUGAGUAUGCAUGUGAGUACAGUGCUAAGGUCUAUGGAGAAUUCCGCGAGACAGCAGGAAGAGAGCUUAAUUUCUCUAGUAGUCACUGGUGAUGGCUGUCGGAAAUGACAACCUUGAUGAAGGUAGCCACGCCCAGUGUCAGGUGGAGGAAAAAUACUGAGGUAAAGUAGUUCAACUUUGUCUCAUUAUAGCUUAUGACUGAGUAGAAAUCCCAACACAGUCAAUUCUAUCUGUAUGAAAUACUCAUUUAGGGAUGGGGGAUACAGGGCCCCUUUAAUUUAAUUCCUUUUAGAUAUGUGCUGAAGGAUCAAAAGCACAACGAGGGGUGUAAAUGCAAGGAAUAGAGGAGGUAACAACUAUAUAAAUCAAUCUUUAAUAUGUCUGAGGAUAGAGGCACUGCUGUCCUUGGCAAUAAACAAAAUCAAGAAUAAAACUGAUGUUUAUUUAGGUUCAGCGAUUUUUAUAUAUAUAUAUAUAUAUAUAUAUAUAUUGUGGUUAAGUGAAUUUUCUCCUACGAUAUAUAUUUUCCCCUAACAGGAGUUGGCUGGGAUUGGCAGGAAGAAUCUUGGCACAGACUAUUACUGCUUAUUAGAUUUUGAAAGGUAUUCAACUGAUAGGGUAAUUAUCACUGUUGGCCAAAUUGCACAGGAAAGGGUUAAGGGUUAAUUUGAGUAGUAGGGUGUAUUAGACAUGCAAGGUCAGAUCAAUUGCCAUAGCAGAAUCUGUCACUGAUUUACACCAUCCCAUAACUUCUUACCUCAUGGUCUGUGCUUUCCAGCCAAACAAUCUAGAGUCACUCACAUAUGCAGUGGCAUGAGCUUCGAUAUCACUUUUAGCAAUAUGUAAUGCUGUGCAGACUUUGAACUCUGAACUCCUGCAUGCUAUAUACAAGGCCACUUAAGAAACGCGUGUGUGUGUGUGUUUGUAUAUGAACUUGUUUUUAUUUUUCUCUGUUUCUGCAGCUGAAGAUGGUUUUUAAAAAAAAAUAAAAAUCUAAUUUUCAGACUCAGACUGGGUACCACUGACACUCUCCGUUAACUUUCUAGCUACUAGCUCCCCACUGAAAAAAGUGAGUGGAAAAGGGAUGUAUCUUCACUCUCUUUUCUCAAUGGUGAUAGCCUCAGGAUGCCUAAGACCUGCACAGGAAGUCGAGGCGCAGAGCGAUUAGGCGCUGUUUUGCAGUCUUUGACUUUCAUGAACGCUUUAUCUCUCACACCAAAACCUCCCGGCAGUAUAUCAUGUUCAAUACAACAAUGUUAUGUUGUCCAGAAAGCAUACAGGCACACAUCGAAUUCUUCUGCUCGUGUAUCCUCAGUGCCUGCACUAAGAUUGAGAGGGGAUCAGAAAAUGCAGUAUUACAGGGAGUGCAGAAUUAUUAGGCAAGUUGUAUUUUUGAGGAUUAAUUUUAUUAUUGAACAACAACCAUGUUCUCAAUGAACCCAAAAAACUCAUUAAUAUCAAAGCUGAAUAUUUUUGGAAGUAGUUUUUAGUUUGUUUUUAGUUUUAGCUAUGUUAGGGGAUAUCUGUGUGUGCAGGUGACUAUUACUGUGCAUAAUUAUUAGGCAACUUAACAAAAACAAAUAUAUACCCAUUUCAAUUAUUUAUUAUUACCAGUGAAACCAAUAUAACAUCUCAACAUUCACAAAUAUACAUUUCUGACAUUCAAAAACAAAACAAAAACAAAUCAGUGACCAAUAUAGCCACCUUUCUUUGCAAGGACACUCAAAAGCCUGCCAUCCAUGGAUUCUGUCAGUGUUUUGAUCUGUUCACCAUCAACAUUGCGUGCAGCAGCAACCACAGCCUCCCAGACACUGUUCAGAGAGGUGUACUGUUUUCCCUCCUUGUAAAUCUCACAUUUGAUGAUGGACCACAGGUUCUCAAUGGGGUUCAGAUCAGGUGAACAAGGAGGCCAUGUCAUUAGAUUUUCUUCUUUUAUACCCUUUCUUGCCAGCCACGCUGUGGAGUACUUGGACGCGUGUGAUGGAGCAUUGUCCUGCAUGAAAAUCAUGUUUUUCUUGAAGGAUGCAGACUUCUUCCUGUACCACUGCUUGAAGAAGGUGUCUUCCAGGAACUGGCAGUAGGACUGGGAGUUGAGCUUGACUCCAUCCUCAACCCGAAAAGGCCCCACAAGCUCAUCUUUGAUGAUACCAGCCCAAACCAGUACUCCACCUCCACCUUGCUGGCGCCUGAGUCGGACUGGAGCUCUCUGCCCUUUACCAAUCCAGCCACGGGCCCAUCCAUCUGGCCCAUCAAGACUCACUCUCAUUUCAUCAGUCCAUAAAACCUUAGAAAAAUCAGUCUUGAGAUAUUUCUUGGCCCAGUCUUGACAUUUCAGCUUGUGUGUCUUGUUCAGUGGUGGUCGUCUUUCAGCCUUUCUUACCUUGGCCAUGUCUCUGAGUAUUGCACACCUUGUGCUUUUGGGCACUCCAGUGAUGUUGCAGCUCUGAAAUAUGGCCAAACUGGUGGCAAGUGGCAUCGUGGCAGCUGCACGCUUGACUUUUCUCAGUUCAUGGGCAGUUAUUUUGCGCCUUGGUUUUUCCACACGCUUCUUGCGACCCUGUUGACUAUUUUGAAUGAAACGCUUGAUUGUUCGAUGAUCACGCUUCAGAAGCUUUGCAAUUUUAAGAGUGCUGCAUCCCUCUGCAAGAUAUCUCACUAUUUUUGACUUUUCUGAGCCUGUCAAGUCCUUCUUUUGACCCAUUUUGCCAAAGGAAAGGAAGUUGCCUAAUAAUUAUGCACACCUGAUAUAGGGUGUUGAUGUCAUUAGACCACACCCCUUCUCAUUACAGAGAUGCACAUCACCUAAUAUGCUUAAUUGGUAGUAGGCUUUCGAGCCUAUACAGCUUGGAGUAAGACAACAUGCAUAAAGAGGAUGAUGUGGUCAAAAUACUCAUUUGCCUAAUAAUUCUGCACUCCCUGUAUGCUAAAGAGAAGUAGUAGGUUUUAAUAGAAAGCAUGACACAAAAUUCCUAUGAUUAGGGACUGAAAAGGCAAAAACAAGUUUGGAGUUCAUAAUUUUAAUUAUUUUUGCUUGGUGCCUUGUAGAAAGAGGGCUGUCUCAGAGUUCCGCAAUGGCAGAAUCAUUAUAGGCUCUGUGACGUCCUAUAAAGUAAAUCAAUAAUUGAGUACUCGAUAAGAUCGUGUUUGUUUUCUUACUUUACUUUUUUCUUUCUUCUUUUAAUGUAGGAAUCGUCCAUAUUGGAAGAUUACCAAAUUAAUUGGUCUCAGAAGCUUGGUGCUGGUAUCAGUGGUCCUGUAAGGUAAAGUUAUUUUAGUUUUGGCUGGAAACCUGGACUUAUAGGAGAAUUGUUUUAUUUAUAUUUUUGUUGUGUUUUCAUUGAGGACUUUUUUUUUUUCUUUAUAAUUAUGCCAGACUUUUUACACCAGCUUUAUUCUGUAAUAACCUGUGCUUAUGGAAAAUGAAUAGUAGGAUAAAGGAUUAGUGAUGAGCUUCACUCCCAAAAUAAGGUAGAAGGCAUUUUAAGACACCAGUUUUACUACUGCUAACGUAAAAUCUGUAACCUGUUUAGUGGAUCCAGUAAAUCCACUAGUUCGCUUUUAUUAUGUAUUAAUAUAGAAUAAUUGAGACGGCGUCCAUUCUGGCCCACUAUUGGCAAGUUUAUCGAUAUGUUGUACAGCAAAUUGGAUUUGCUAGUUUGAAUACAUUUGCACUGUUUGCCCAAAUAUUUAAGUAGCUCACCUCAAAUGGUUGUUGACUAUAUGGAAGACCCCAUAUAUAGUAAUUUAAUUAGUUAAAUUUUUUACACAAAAUUCUCCUGACCAUACUACAACUAUCUGGGGGAAAUCAAGCUGGGCACCUGACAUAUCCAAAUAGCUCAAUAUUUUUGUAUAUGUUUAAAAAAAAAAAAAAAAAAAGUUUCUCGUCUGCUUUUAUAUACCAUUAUUUGGGUGGGGUUAAACAUGAUGCACCUGUGUUAUUGAGUUUAGCUAGAAAGCAGUGACAAGUGAAGAUGUAAGGUAUCAGAAGAGUGUAUGGCUUAGGUAUAAGCAUUUUAUUUCCUGAAGGCACAAUUAACAUAAUUAUGUGUAACUAUCAACAUUUAUCCAUCUUGCAUGUGGAGCGGAAGAGCUGUUUCUUGGUAUAGGGAGAAAUAUCACUAAUGCAGCUUAGUUACUGACAAUAUUUAAAGGAUUUUAAAGUUUUUUUAAAAAAGUAACAUUUGAUUCAUUAUCGAUAAUGCUUUUGAAUAUGAGAUGUGAGUGUGGCAUGCAAACAAACUUGAAAUAAGGCAAACUUCAAGGUUUCCCACUUUCUGAUUUAGCACCCUCGUGGGUUGUAUUACAGAGGCAGGAAUCUUUAUAAGCAGCUACAAGAAAUGACAGUGGGAUUAAGGGUGUUCUAAGCACCUGUUCUUUUUAUGAUCAGCUUCUACUGUACCUUUAAGCAAAUAUAUCCUGUGCUCUGAAUCUACUGUUACACUGUCCCAGAUCAUCUAUUUAUACCAAGAGCAAACUACUUCCUUUUCUGAUACUACCCUUGAUUUUGAGUGGGCCAACAAUAGCACCUUGGCUGUAUAAUGGCCGUGUUAUGGCUUUGUAUCUAUAAUAAGAUAGAAAUAGAAUACCAUGCCAUUCUCUCCGAUAUACACUGUAUAUUGGAUCUGUUUGAAAUUUCUACACAUUUAAAUGUAGUCCUUUUCCUGCUCAAGAUGUAAAACUUGAUUGUGUUAUGGCCCACUGCAAGCUAGCAACCCAAAGUAAGAGCAAUUUUUAACCCCUUAAAGACACAUGACGGAAAUAUUCAGUCAUGAUUCCCUUUUAUUCCAGAAGUUGUGUCCUUAAGGGGUUAAAAUGUAAGAUCUUAGAACUACAAUAGGAGCAAUAUGUACAAAUACAUAAUUAAUUUUACAGUAUUCACAUAAUGCCAGAAUUGGCAAUAUGCACCUGGAGAGCAAAAUAACAAAUAAUUAAUCUUGAGAAAAGAGGAAAAACUUAAAGGACCACUAUAGGCACCCAGACCACUUCAGCUCAAUGAAGUGGUCUGGGUGCCAGGUCCUUCUAGGAUUAACACUGCCUCCUGUAAACAUAGCAGUUUCAGAGAAACUGCUAUGUUUACCUAUGGGUUAAUCCAGCCUCUAGUGGCUGUCUCAUUGACAGCCGCUAGAGGCGCAUCCGCGCUUCUCACUGUGAUUUUCAGUGAGAGAACGCCAGCGUCCAUAGGAAAGCAUUGAGAAUGCUUUCCUAUGGACUGGCUGAAUAUGUGCACGGCUCUUGCCGCGCAUGCGCAUUCAGCCGAUUGACGACCGAGGGAGCCCGGCGCUGGAGAAAGGUGAGUGUUUAACCCCUUUCCUCUCCCUUCAGCCCGGCGGGAGUGGGACCUGAGGGUGGGGGCACCCUCAGGGCACUAUAGUGCCAGAAAAACGAGUUUGUUUUCCUGGCACUAUAGUGGUCCUUUAAGAAGAAAACCUACGUAACCAACACAGAAAAGGGAUACAAAAGCCACUGUUGCACCUUUUUUUUCCCCAAAAUUCACAAGAAGUCCUCAAGGGUCAUUUGUGAAUGCAUUUUUUUUUUUUAUUAAAUCUUUAUUUUUGUGGGUGCAGCAUGAUGAUAACAUUACCACAUGUGUUCGUCAUUACAACGUAAGAAUAACAUAGAUCAAAGUAACAAUUUUAACACAUGGGAGCUACCCAAUUUUAAUUUUUGAAAACCUAUUCAGCCCUCUCGCGCCCAGUCUAAGGGUAGGGGUGUCAAUAAUGUGUUGGGUGGCACAUACAUAUAGUAGUAAGUGCUCGUAGGCUUAGUAGCAAGAUGCUGCGUCUAGAAUAGACAAAGGCACAUCUGGGUGGGUAAUUAUCUGAUACGGGACUUUCGGUAUUGUGAAUGCAUUUUAAGGUGGAAGAGGUCUGGUAAAACCGUGUGCCAUCAGUUUUGGCUCUUUUUCACUGUCUCAUUAAUAUUGCUACUAAUGACCAUUCUUCACCCAGAGUCUGUAUGAAAAAGACAACGCAAGAACGUUUUGCAUUGAAAGUUCUUCUUGAUCGUCCAAAAGCAAGAAAUGAAGUGAGUAUAACUGGUUGCCUGGAGUGAAAUCUAACUAGGUCUAAACUAUUGUGGGUGUCUUAGCUUAUUUAUGUUAACAUUGAUAAUCAUUUCUUCCCCAAUAUGCAUUUCUCUCUGUGCACAUCAAACAGAACUGUUUGUUGGUGAUCACUCCCAGCUGAAAGAAUUAAUCUUAUUUGUAUAUAAGAGAUUAUACAAAUGGGAUAAUGCACUGUUAAAUGAAAAAUAAAACAUAUUAUGAAAAACAGUAGGUGUGUGCACAAGUAUAUAUUCUGUUUGUUAAAACCCUUCAGCACCUUUUUUUUUUUAAAGUUGAUCUGUUAUUAGCAUGAUGUACUUAAAGGACCACUCUAGGCACCCAGACCACUUCAGCUCAAUGAAGUGGUCUGGGUGCCAGGUCCAUCUAGGGUUAACCCCUGCCUCCUGUAAACAUAGCAGUUUCAGAGAGAAACUGCUAUGUUUACAUUAGGGUUAACUCAGCCUCUAGUGGCUGUCUCUGUGAGAAGACGCUAACGUCCAUAGGAAAGCAUUGAGAAAUUCUUUCCUAUGGACUGAUUGAACGCGCGCGUUCGGCGGAAGACUGAGGAGAGUCCCCGGCGCUGGAGAAAAGUAAGAAUUUAACCCCUUCCUCCCCCUUCAGCCCGGCGUGAGUGGGACCCAGAGUUUGUUUUCCUGGCACUAUAGUGGUCCUUUAAUGCAAUAUUCCUUGCAGAUAUUUUUAUUUUAAGAAGUUGUUGCAUCUUUUGCAGUAAUUUCCAUUUCAUGACCUGUCUGUUUUCAGGGUGGAGUUGGUCAUCUUGGAACUGGCAUGUCAGUUAUGAGCAUAGAGAGAAACGAGAAUUGUGCCUCUAGAACCAAGCAUUAGCCAAACGCCUUUAUUUCAUAAAACACCUAUGUUUUUGGUUAUUGAAAAAUUCCAGCUUAAUUGUAAUCUUUUGUAUUUUGUUUUUAGUCUAUAUUAUUGUGCAUAGACACUUUCUCCUGAGAGGGUCAUGUUAUCACCCAAUGUACUAAUGACAAAAUGAAUAUGUUUAAUUCAAAUAUUAUUUACUUGCAACUUAAGAAAAAUCUUUACAGUGGUAAAAGUAUGAAUAACGGUUCUAAGAGACAACUCUCUUGGUGCAGCAAUCACACAAAAUGUUGCUGGAGAUGCUUCCAUUUAUAGACUUUUUGGCCAGAUUUUCUUUUUAUACAGAACAUUCCCCCCCAUGUCAGUGUUGCAGCUCUCAUUCAAGCUGUAAGCUUGUGACAUGGUUCCAUUGGGCCAGAGUUUAGAAGCCUGAAUUCCUUCAGCUCUGUUGGAUUGAGAUAGCGUUGUCAUCCAAAAAUAUAUAUACUCUCAUUUUAUACCCACACUGGACAUUUUAGUUGAUCUCUGAGUUUGUGAGUCUUAGGGCUGCGUACACACAUAUAAAACCAUAUACUUUGUUCAUGGCAGACAAGACAGGGGGACCCAGAGCAGUUGAGGAAUAGGCGGAGGGAAUCGAUGGCGGACUGGGGGGAGGGCAUCUACUCUGACCUGUGCCAACGUUCCCUAUCCUGUCUGCUUUAUCUAACUUCUCUCUUCUCCCUUUUAUCUAACCUCUUUCUCUUACUUUCUGACUUGCACUCAUUUUAAAAUUCUAUAGACUUUUUCCCAGGUUAUAACUGGGGAGAAUGUAUCAAUUAUAAACUCUCUUGGUUGGGGUAUUGCUUUUAAUCUAGAGCUAGCACUUUGUAAUAUGUUAUGUUUUUGCAAUGGAGACCUGUGAGUCUUGCAAUAUUCUUCUUUUCUUUUAUACUCUUUGACAAUCUCUCUCAUAAAAAAAAAUAUAUCUAAUAAACACAGAUUUAAAAACAAAAAACCCAUAUGCUUUUGCACUGGGUCACAUUUAGCACAUAUAUCAAUGAUCUUGUUGUGUCUGAUGGUUUUGGUUGCACAUCUCACAGCCCUACUGUUUUCUGUAAGUCUGUUUAUAUUGUCAUUUUCUGGGUUUUGUUGAAAUGUAAACUACAUAUUUUCUAAUGGGGACUUCUUGUGCUAAUUUACCUGUCCUCUAUCCUGUACUCUCUUUAAUCACACUGAUUGCUUUAUCUUCAAGGUUCGACUACAUAUGCUGUGUUCUGCACAUUCGAACAUUGUGCAAAUUGCAGAGGUUUAUGCAAACAGUGUGCAGUUCCCCCAUGAAUCUACCCCAAGGUAAGGAAGGCCAGCCAAAUCUACAUUUGGCUAUCUUGUACACUUUUAUUCUUUUUUUUUUUUUGUGUGUGCCCAUUUUAGAGACCGAAGAGAUGUGAUAGGACAUUUCCCUUUUUAGGUUUGUUUGUCUUUUUAGCUUGAGAAUUGGGACUGGCUGACAGUUUACACAAUGUCAGUCACCAGCUACGAUUAAUUAGCUGAAUGAUGUAGUUGAUCCCAUAGAGAUUCAUUGUUUUUCAUUGUUUUUUUCUGCCAAUUAGUGCAAGGUGAGAUUUCCAAGAUCUUAAUUGCAUUUAAACAGCCAUCUUCUGAAUCCGAUAAUGGAAAUUCUUUUUGUAAUACCUCCUGUUUAGAAUCUCCAGUAAUUGUUGUUCUUUCUCUCAAGGCGUCUUAUUGGAUCCUCUUCCUAAUUUUUCUCUCCAACGUAUAUUAUAAGAAUGCAGGUGUCAAAAGUGAUUGAUUGAACAGCCACAAUGAUUAGAUGGAUUAAAACACAAUGCAAGUAUAAAGGAUGGAAGCACCUAAAUCAAUAUACCUAAUUUCAAUCUUUUACAUUUAAAGUACAAUUAGCUCUAUAAUUUGUCAUAACAGUGGACUUCACCUAUGUUUGCAGCUUGUCACGAAUGCCCAGUUUGGACUGGAAAGCCAGUUAGCAUUUGUUAUAACCUUAAGCAUGCAAUUGUUCCAGAUUAGUACCUUAUCAGACAAUUUUUCCUAUCUACUUUUUAAGAUGGGUUUUAUACAUUACCAAUAUGAAGUAGAUUAUUGGAUUAUAAUUUAUUUACAUAAACUAAUUUGUAAACACACAUUUUCAGUAGAAAAAAAAACACAUAUGGCUGAAUAGUAUUUGGGGUUGAAUGCUUCAUAACUGGUUAUUCUAUAGAUCAGUGAUUGUGAACGUGUAUCUUACCUGUACACAUCAGUCACAGCGUUACGUCUGGGAGUUAUAAUACAAAGUUAUUUGUCAGAACUGCACAUUUUCAUUCAUUUUUAGUUUUUUCCCAUUUCUCUUUUUUUAACAUUAAAAUGAACUUUAUCAUCCCAUGUUCCAAGGAAGUAUAUUUUAACGAAGAUUUAUUGAUUUCCUUAACCCCUUAAGGACACGACAUGUGUGACAUGUCAUGAUUCCCUUUUAUUCCAGAAGUUUGGUCAUUAAGGGGUUAAAGGGAAAUUAUUGCUGAAAAUUAAUAUUGCGGUGCAAAUAUUUCUUUAAUUUGCUCUGCAGCUUUGGAUAGAAAAUGUGUACACAUGUUGCCUGGUUAAGCGACUCUUAGCAGUUUUCUGUUAUCGGUUCCUGGUCACAGUAUAUUUGUGCCAUACCACAUGCAGCUUUAUUAGUUAAUUAAAAGAGCAGCUGAUCUCAUUCCUCCUGUCAAUGACCUCUGCAGACUACAGAUAUUUGUAUGUGUGGGAGCUGGAGGGGGGUGGAGAUCUGUUGGCUAGCUUCAAAAUUAUAUCUAAUCUGUGGGGUAACUAGUGCUGCAAACCAUGUUUAACUAGUUAACAUCUGGUGCCUAAUCUUUGACUAAAUAUUAACCUGGCUCUGUUUCAGCAAGAGUUUCCCUUUUUGCACAAUAACAGUCAUGUCAAUGUAUAUAAUGUAUAUUGGUCUUUCAAAGCUGAUCAGAAUGUUUACACACUUCAUUUAGCAUAACAUGUUACUCUAUUAGAUUUCAGCUAUGCUCUAGUCUAGGUUAUUAUUGUAAGCCAAAAGCCAGUGUCAUUUUACUGUGGGUGAUAACCAAGUCUUUGCAGUACAGGCAGAAAUCAUAAGUACCAGACACAGACGUCUUAUGAGUUACCAUCUUUUCAGCAUUACAGCACACCACUUUUGGUGGUUAUGAUGCUUUCUUACAGUUUGUGGUGGUUAUGGUGCCUUGACGCUUCUGAUGCUAUCCCACUGUUACAAGUCAAACCAUUUUCAAACUGUUUGGCAAUUGUUCCACUGCACAGAUAACACUAUAGGGCAGUGGUAGGCACCGUUUGGCACUUUAGAUGUUGUGGACCCAUCAGGGGAGAUGGAGUCCAAAACAUCUGGAGGACCGAAGGUUGCAUACCCCUGAUAUAAGGGACAAUCCACUUUCACAUUAUCAAUUUCAAUACUGUCUUCAUUGGCUGAGAGUACUAUCUUGCACUCCUCAGCCAAUUAAUUCCUUCCGAACUUUUUAAAAAUAGUUAUAUUUUAUAUGAAUUUACGGUAAUCUACUUGAAGACAAAAAGCAAAAUGGGGGGAAGGAGAGUAGGGGCAGCAGGCCACUGGGAGCCACUUUUUUUCAUUUUCAAACUGUUUGAAUUUUAAUAGUGAGAUGGUGCCAGGGGUGUUUUAGUGCAUUGUCACUACACUUGGCUAUAGUUCCCCUUUAAUUGUGAAUAAGAACCUAGCUCCUUUUUUAAUUUUUAAUUUUUUUUUAAUAUUAAAAACUCCAAUUUCUGUUGGAUCAUUGGAUGUUGCUGAUGUUCCAAAUAGCUCUGUAUCUAUGCCAGUGUGCAGUAAAUUGAUACCCGCUGGUCAUAAUGUCACCUGAUAAACUGAUAUUAGAAGAGCCGUACCUGUCCGGAAGGCAGCAAGGUGGAUGCUACCACUGCUGGCGGAGAAGUGCCAGUGCUGUCAGUCUGGGCCAUGACCUUCAUCAAAACUGAACUAAAACGUAUCCAGAUCGUAAAAUAAUAUACAAGGUCGCUCCUUGCAACGGCCAGUGUCAGCAUUCACUGCAUAUUCACUGAUAUUUGACCCACUCUUUAAAUUAACACUUUUGAACAGGGCACGGCUGCUAAUUGUUAUGGAGAUGAUGGAGGGGGGCGAGCUGUUUCACAGAAUCAGCCAGCACCGGCACUUCACUGAGAAGCAAGCCAGCCAAGUAACAAAGCAGGCAAGUUACAGAAACACCACCAGCAGUCUUGCAUUGAACAACUAAGGGUUAAAGGCAUUUUAAAGGGACCUAGAUUCACUUGACCUUAUUGCCUGCUUUGUUAUAAUCUGAAUAUCUAGUGCACGCCACAACUCGCAUAAGGUUUUUUUUUUUUUUUUUUUAUGUUUGUUCCAACCAUAUUGCGCAACUGCAUUUACCGGGGUUUCCAUAACCUUGAUCACUGCAUGAAGGGCUUGCAAUAUGUUGCAGGUCGUUCUCUGGCGUGAAGGGUUUAAAUCAAAUUUGAUUGAAUACAAAAAUCAUUUGCAGUUAAUGCUUUCCUUUCUGGUUGUUGAUUUGUUUAAAUGCUCAUGUGAUUGGAUAGGUUGAUUCACCUCUAAACUUAAAAAUACACAUUGAUUUUUGAAUGAACUGCUCAGACUGUUCCUGCCUCUUUUAGCGCAGAUGUACAAGAUUAUUCAAACUGAUACGAUACAAUGCCUGCUUCUUUAAGAAGCUAGAUAAUAUGUAUUUCAUUGCCUAUAUUUAUAUCCCUGUGGUACACUAACCCACUGAUGGCUUGUGCUUUGGUGUUGCAAAUCCGUAUGGAAUUGAAAGAUUAAGUAUAUCUGAGAAAUUAUAUUAUCAACAUUAAAUAGUGAGUGACAGUCAUUGACAAGCAGAUAAAUUCAUGCACUUGGCAAUCACUUUAUUGUUGGGAAGCAGUCAGAUCUCCCAUGAUCCUCCCUGACAAUAGAGGAUGACAUGUAUGGCUGAUAAAACUGUUUUUCUGACUUGUGUUCACUCUUGACAGAUCGCCUUGGCCUUACAACAUUGUCACUCACUAAAUAUUGCACACAGAGAUCUCAAGCCAGAGAACCUGCUGUUUAAGGAUAACUCAUUGGUAAGGCCAUUUGGAAUGCUUUUAAGUGAAGGUGGUUGUUAAAUGGUAAUUAACUGUUUCACUGUAUGUUCUGGUGUCCAGGCUUGCUUAUAUAGACUUCUAGACUGCUCUAUUGUUGCAUAGUUAUCCUUGUUUAAUACAAUGCAUUGUGUUUAGUUUAUACCUAUUGACAUCAAGGCGUAAUUUGUUUGUUUAUUCUCAAUUUCAGGAUGCACCAGUUAAAUUAUGUGACUUUGGCUUUGCCAAAAUAGAUCAAGGUGACCUAAUGACACCACAGUUUACUCCAUACUAUGUAGCUCCUCAGGUACGUAAACAUUUAGUGAAUGUCAUUGUUUUGAUAUCUUUUGUCUGUUAAACAGAUACUCCAGGCUAGUUCUAACCAAUGUUUUUACACUAUAUAGAUAAUGCAUUAAAGGGACAACAUUGGCAUGAAAACCACUCUAUAUAUUAUUGAAGUAGUUGUGUGGCAUACAGCCUGUGCCUGCAGUCUGGUAAUAUAAAAUAUUGCCGAUUCAGAAAAAUAGCAGUUACAUUUGGCCAUAAACAUGCCUCUAGUGGCUCUCAGACUGGCUUCAUAUUUUGCAUUAUCAUCCAAAGGAUGCCAAACGCUGUGAAUGCUUCUUUAUGUGAAGCAUCUGAUUGGCAGAGCACCGCAAUUGCUGAGCAUGUGCAGUUUGCCAUCAAUGUUUCUCUGAGAAGCAUUGCAUGGAACCGCAAAUUAUACACAUGGUCUCAGUAGAGGAGGAGUGGCUGCUGGGAGUUAUCUUUUUAAUGUAGAAAGUUAAUGCCUGAAAUAUUGCUUCCAGAAAACUUUGCAUGAAAAUAUAUUAUUGGAGCAAAAAAUCAACACUGCACAGUUAAUAAGGAGGAGCAGAGAACACAGAUUUAAAGCAAAAUAAUAAUCAGAGCUAACUGUAACUCAACACACAUAUUGUUACUAGCAAGUGAGUGCCUGGAGUGCCCCUUUAAAUUGAUUUUUGUUAUUAUUGGCAUUUCUAUAAAGAUGACAUUCUGCAACGCUUUAAAAUAUCAGUGUUUGAGUAAUACAGCAUAUAAGAAAAUAUUAAAAGUAUAAACAAUGUGUUAUUGACAACCUUGCUUAAAAGAGCUUACAAUAUGGUGAAUUUGUAGGCCCUCACUCUGAUUAAAAGCCUGCUAACGAUUUUUUUCAUAAAACGAAGUGAUAUCUACAAAACAUAUGUUUACCAAUUCCAUAGUUUUAGUGUGCAUUUUAUUUUUAGAUUUAAGUUUAUUAGGCAGUUCAGUUAGUACUUUUGUUGGGGUGAAGAGGGUUUAUUUAAAAAUAUAUUUUAGAGGAAAGCUAGCUAUUGAAGACCAUAAAAUACACAAAGUCUGUGUUACUAGAUAAGGAUAUAAAAAUUGCAUUUUUUUAAAAUUUCUUUUUAGGAAUGGUGGCUAAAUAGGUGAAAGGUUUUAGAGGGCCUUGAGUGACAUUUUUGCAAAUUCGAGGAACCAAAGUGAAAAAAGUAAUGCAUCAUAUGUCACGGGUAGAGAUGUUGCGAACUUCCCGCGAACAGCUCGCCGCGGUUCGCCCCGAACCGUUCGUGGCGAGCUCCGGUCAGCUGACACAUCCCGGCCAAUCUCCAGCAGACCCUCCCUCCCUCCCGGGAAGUUUGCGAACGGUUUGUGACAUCUCUAGUCACGGGGUGAAAUGAUUUAUAAUAAAUAUUAUUUUUUUUUAACAAUUAGAAACAAUAUUUUAAAAAUGGUUGCAAAAAGUUAGUGUUGUGGAAAUAAGGUAUACACAUAUUUCCUAGUUAGUAAAAAAAAAUGUCUAUUUACUCAUUUCACGAUAUAUUACAUAAGAAUUAUGCACAUAUGUUCUAAUCAAGAUGGCUGCUAGAAGCUUCUAACCCCUCCUCCCCCUCCCCUUAACACCGACUAACUACCUCGUGCAGCAAAAUGGCGCCGAGAAAACGGGGGAGACCCUCAUGGUCCCGGUGACAUCACCCUUAGUAGGCAGAGCAUUAGGAAGACCACUUAACACCUAACCAAUUAUUGAUGUAUUAUUCCAUGUUAUCUCUGACAAUGCUUAUGAUGUAAUUUUGCUUUAAAAAGGGACCUGCCGUCCCCUCUGAAUAAACUUUCCUCAAGUUAUUCAACAACCUGGAACCUGUGUCUGGUGUGAAUUACUUCAGGGAGCGUGCACGCAUUGUUUCAUCAAUUUGGCCAGGGGCAGAUACACAAAGAAAUAAUCAAUUCAUUGAUUGAUUUUUCCAUUUCAGUUAGAAGUGACAGAUAUGGUUUAUGGUGCCCAACUUCAUUAUUCACCUUCAUUUAAAGGUUAAAUUGAAAAGCCUUCUACUUGAAAUUUCUCUUUACUGACCAUCGAUAAUACAAUUGGAUAGUGUUACUUGGCUUGUAUUGAUGGUAGUAAAUCUGUCAUACAGAGAUCUUUGGGGAUUAAUGAUGUAGACCAGUCCUGGUGAUCUUCAGUGCCAUUGAGAAAGAAGUGUUAAUCUCUAAACCUUUUUACAGGGACAGACAGUACACUUUUUUUUUCUGUCUAACUUUUUGCAAGCAUUCAGUUCUGAUUUAACAUCUAUGUAUGUGGUGUGAUAUUUUAAUUAGUUUUACUAAAUGUGUAUUUUCGGCUCUGGAUUGCUCUCCUCCAGCGACGUCCCGCUAAUGGAGCUUCUCAGUAGGAAAACAUUGCAUCAAUGGGGAAAUGUGACGACUGUGUACAUCCUCUUUUCAAACUUCGUUUCAGAGUUAAACUCUCUGGAAAGUCAGAAAGAGCCUCCAGUAGCUGUUUCUAAGCAUUGCAGUUUCUUUAAAAAGUUUAGAGGACAGGGGCACUUCUUCCAGGCCUGUGUUACUAGAUAAGAUGAAGUAGUCUGGGUACCUGUUGUAUCCCUUUAAAUGAACACUAUAGGCAACAAAACCUGUUUUUCUUAAUGAAGCAGUUUUGAUGUAUAAAUCAUGCCCUUGCAGUCUCACUGUUUACUUCUGUCAUUUAGGCUUAAAUCACUUUGUUUAUACAGCCUUCCUAAGCACUUCCUGAAAAGUAAGCGAGAUGUUUUAGGUUCCUGUAUUGCACAGUCUUUUUAAUGUCAAAAGUAUCUACUGCUCUAUUAAUAGCCUCCUGUGUGUGUGUGAUUAAAGUGCAAUGUAUAGAGAAGGAGAUAAAAAAAACAUCUAAAGCAAGUUCCUUUCUGACUGAAAACUUCUUACGCAAGUACCCCCUCUGAUUAAAAAUGAAACCAUUUUUUUUCCAUGCAGGCCAGGGCAUGCGUGACUUUUGAUUCAUAAACCGUAAAAGUGAUUUACGUCCUAAAUGACAGAGAAUUGAGCAGUGAGAAAGCACUAAUACUGCUUCAUUAAGCGAAGGUUGUUCUGAUGCCUAUAGUAUCCCUUUAAGGAAAAAUAACUAAGGUGAAAAAUUGUCUAAGUCAUAUAUGCUUCUAGUUUGAUUCAUUUGGGCUUUACAUUCUGAAAUCACUUUUAAUUCCCACUUAAGUAAACAACGCUGUGUGUGAAUGUUUAAACGGUCAUAAAAUCACAAAUGCAUGCAAUUUCUCACAUAAACUAAUCUGAAAGACAUUCACUAACUAUCUUUAAAGGGAAAUAAGUUUAAAUUGGAUGUCCUAAAUUAUGGUCUUGAAGAAGAAAACCAUGAAUAAAUAGUAAUUAACAUAUGAAGGCUUGUAAUCCUGGUUAUGGGUCCUCAAUGUGCAUGCUACUUAUGGAAGCCUUCCAGGUCAUAAGCACAUGUACGGGAUUUGAUGCCAAAGACCCAUUGCGCAGAGAUGGCUAUAUGUGUUACUGCAGAUAAUGUUUUAAAUUUCUGAAAAAUCCAGCCUUUCAAUAUUCUAUUUUGUCCACAAACUCCUGGGGUAUCUGUGCUGGUUGUCACAAAUUAAAUAUUUUAUUUUUCACCUGUAAUACUUUAACUUUUCUGCAUAGAGCACAUAAGGAAUAUUUUAUUCUUCAAAAAGUAUCCCUCCCCUCUAAGAUUUUUGUACAGUUCUGUUGUUCACUGAAAGUGGUCAACAAAAGUGUUCUUUAUUUCAACUUAGAACGCUUCCCCUUUGGUGACACGCUAUCUAAACUGAUGCUGCUAUUUGUAAAGAUGCAUUGAAGAUCACAUUCCAGUACCGCAGUAUAAUAUGUAUUUGUAUAGCAAUUGGCAUUAUGUGAACCCAGAUCUGGAACCUAUGGAAGUAAAGUAAUUUUAUUUUAUUUUUAUUUUUUUUGUUACUGGAGUCCAGACAUAUACUAAAUAAAGGAAAAAAGAAUCAACAAAGAUUCACUAAGAUGCAAAAAGCAGUUUGGGUGAGACAUAGAACAAAAAAAAAAAAAAAAUCGACCUCCAGAACCCCCCUCAAACGCAUUUUGUGCCCUUACAGCUUUUACUCAAAUGACCACAUAUUUAUCGCAUGUGCCCACCUAUGCUGACCUCCAGUUAAUUUUCCCAUGCACAUGAAGAAAACAGAAAAGCAGAUAACAAAUUAUCAAAACCUAGACCAAUUUUGUUUUUUAGAUUUGUGAUUCUCUAUCAUUUGAUGUAAUGCAAUUCACAUACAAACAUGCCUUUCUAAUACUGAUCAUUCUCAAAUAGUUGUUUGUUCAAUGCAGUUAAUGUAUGCAUUUUUCCGGACAGGUUUUGGAAGCACAGAGAAGACACCAAAAAGAAAAAUCUGGAAUUAUUCCUACCUCACCGACUCCAUACACUUACAACAAGGUAAACCCAUGAUCGCUCUGCAAUUAAAGCCAGCAACUCAUAAAGUGUUUGCAUAAUGACUCUGUAAUAUCAAGGUCACUAAAUCAUAUUCCUGCAUUGUGGGCAGAAUGAAUGUUAUUACCUUUAUUGGUGUUCUAAUAAAAUAUAAAAAUCUUCACCAAUAUCUGAAACUCUUUUCAACUUGUUCUUGGUGUAGUUGAAAAUGAUCCCUGCGAAGCAGCUCUUCUGUUUAACAAGGAAGGUUAUGGCACUCCAUGUGCCAUAACCACUGCUAUACUGUUGUGGUUAUGAUACUUAGUGUUCCUUUAAAGCAAUCAGGCCUUUGUGUUGGGCAUAUUGACUAUAUCAGACGAGAACUACAAAUCAUUAAUAUUUAGAGUUGUAAUGCAACAUGGAUACCAUCCUGUAAAGUGGAGCUGAAAAAAGUUAAUUUUAAACACCAAUUCUCAAACCAUAAAUUGGGGAAGAUUUCAGUCUGACACAGGAGGAUGUCUCAACUGAUACAAAGAAUUAUUUUUCUUCCCUAGAUGAUUUUUUUUUUUUUAAAUUUAACCAGAAAACUCUGUCGAAAAUAGCGUGGUAGAAUUAUAUUACCUAGCAUUUAAGGUAUAAGGUUUUAUAUAAGAAUUAUACUAAAGAUUCAGUUAUUGAAGAAUAAAUUGUAUUGAUAUGAUUUUGCUUUAUCAAAUAUCUUUUGUUUUCAUCAUAAUUCAAUAUUUCCUAUAUCAUGCGCAUGAUAGCCAGUAUGACAUUUUUUAUAUAUAUUGAAUUGAUUGCAUCUGUAUAAUCUUGAGCAUGUGUGUUCCCAGCAUGAAAGGGUUAAAUUAACAUUUGCUAUUUUACUGCAGAUUCCAAUAAUACAUCCAUCCUGCAAUAAUGAAUGAGGUGUCUAAAAGGAACAGAGUGUAGAAAGUAUAAUAAUGAAGGGAAUUGCUAAAGGAGAGCCCAAAAUUAUGAAAUAGAACAGACUAAAACCAAUUCUGGUGCCACUGUACUUUCAAGGUUAAGCUGAUUUUGGUGUGAUUAAGAUCUGAAAAAUAAUUACACAAUUUAAAAUCGGGCAUGGCCUGUUAUCUUUCCCUUUUCAUUUUAAAAUGAUAUUUUUCAUUUUACUGUCAAAGUUGCGUGUGUGUUUUUUCCAUAUAUGUGAAAUUAGAAUACCCCUACCAUAGUAGAUAACAUUUUGUGUGUAUAUCUGUGAUUUGACACACUAUAGCUAAAUAUAAAAAAAAAUACUCUUCCGACUGAUUACCUGGGCAACAACCCAGUACAAGUUUUUUUUAAAUGAGACUCUGUACUUCUGAAACCAUACAGUAAUUGUAAUAUUUUUCUGUCAAGUAAAUAGCAUGUUUGUAACCAAUAAAAAUUGGUAUUUGUAACCAAUAAAAAUUGUGUGUUUCACAUGUUGCUUAGAUGUUCGUGGAACCUGCGAGUUCCACAAUUUCUCAUUUAACUGAUACAGACCUGCAUACUACUCUCUUAUGGAUUGUGUCCUAUACAAAAAAAAAACGCAGGAGGGUUCUCUUGCCGAAGUAAAGAUACAACAAAAAAAUACACACAUCAGUUUGUAACAUGGCUUUUACGUAAAGCGAGACUCUGGACAGUUUAACCACUUCAUCUCAUUGAAGUUGUUAUGGUUCCUUCAGUCCCAUGGUGCUGUUACAUUGUUCUGUGUUAAACCAUUUUCCAAUGAUAUGACGCAGAAUGCGAGUCCUCAAGAACCCGCAGCCCAGCCCCUCUCUGCUGCUAAGGCUGAUGCUUCUGUAUUAGCCUGAACACUGACUAAUAGUAUCAGGGGAUCGUUCUUGUCAGUCGCUGCGCUCUGGUAUGAAUUGUUAUUGCUAAUCUGGAGUUAUACUCCACAUCAGACAUACAUUCUUGAGGGUGCAGAGCCGUGGUCACCUAGGAAACUCAUUCAGCGUCAAACUGAGACGGCGCCAGAUGACUCCAGGCACCAUAACCACUUUAAUUAUGGUGUCUAGAAGUGCCUCUUUAAAUGCCCUCUUAUCUCUUCUGUCUAUUGCUGCAGACUCCUUAUUAAAAUUAUAUUCUCUUAAAAUUUCUAGGGGUUUUUAUUUUGUACACGCAAAUUCAUGUCAAGUGUGUGUUUUGCAAACUAGCCAUAUAAUUACUUCUGCUGAUCUCUAGUCAUGUUGAUCCCCAAUAUGUUCAUUAAGCUGUGGUUUUCCUCUCUGUCAGAGCUGUGACUUGUGGUCGCUGGGUGUAAUUAUCUACGUGAUGCUCUGUGGUUAUCCACCUUUUUACUCUAAGCACCACAGCCGAACAAUCCCAAAAGAUAUGCGGAAGAAAAUCAUGACUGGAAGCUUUGAGUUUCCAGAGGAAGAAUGGAGUCAGAUCUCUGAAAUGGCAAAAGACAUUGUCAGGAAGUGAGUAAAGCUAUUACUUGACUAUUUUUAUUUAUUUAAAGGAAAUUGUCCUCCAUAUCAACAAUGAAUCUAGAUGUGUAGGCUGCUGAACAUGAACAUGGAAACAUUUAGGAUUCCUCUUUACAGAUACGGGCAAACAGAAGCAAAGUAUUGCAUGUUCGAAUACCAGUUCCAUGCCUUACUAUAUGGAUUGCAGUUUUAUUUUGGAGCUUUUUAACAAGUUAAUGACCAAACAUUUUCUAUAAUAAACUAACGGCAGUUCCAUGUCAUUUAUUUCUUUAUAAAAUAUUUAAACUGGAUGGAUACAUUGAGAUUUCUCGUUUUCAAGGUCUUUGUCCACUAUACAUUGCAUUGUUAGUGGACAAUAUAAAUUUAAUAAUUUAACAGGUAAUAAAUAUAUUUAACCAUGACAGGUGCAUUCUGUGCUCAGGUAUAUUGCCAUAGAUCUCUUAAAAGAUUUUAGAUUGAAUGAAGAUCUGACUGAGGUUAUUCUAUAAUUGCGGUGCUCUGUAGGAAAAUGAGGAUCGAGCCACUUUAAUUUUGUAUUGCGGUAUGUUAAAUAUCGUGCUAGUACUGGAUUGGAGGUUAUAGGAGGUGGGAACAGCUGGGGAGAGCAUUCUAAUUAGGUAGGGUGGGUGCUUCCCAGAAAUGCUCUUAAGGACAAGGCUGGAAAGAUGAAGAGUGCUUUGGGAUUCCAGCGACAGCCAGUUUAGCUCUUUUAACAUGUUACAGUGGAGGGUAAAGUAAUUACAUUCUAGUAUAAAGCGGCAAAACAAAUUAUAAAACGUAUUACGUUUAUUAAGGUGGGUUUGCUGUGUGGGUGCAUACACUACAUCUCCAUAACCAAUGACCGGCAUUAGCAUUUGUUUCUGUACAGGGCACCUAGUUUUGGGUAAAGUUUUGAAGAGUUUUUUUUCAAUCUGAAGGCCAAAGGAUAGAUUGGGGUCUAACAACAUACCUAGAUAUUUGAAAGCGCAAACUGCUGUCAGUGUGCUAUUUGAAUUUUUUCUGAUACACAAUUGUUGAUUUUGUAGUUUACAUAAUUUAGGUAUAGUUCCAAAGAUCAUUGUAACGGUUUUGUCAGUGUUUAGGAAGAGUUUGUUUUCCGCUAUCCACUUUUCUACCUCUGUGAAUUGGUUUUGGAGCACAGCCUCAAGCUGCGGUAGCUUGGGUUUACUAGCGUAGAUUAGUGUCGUCUGCAUACAUGUAUUGUGUUGGGGAAAUCACACAUUUACAACUUUUUUGUCUUCUAGUUAGAGUGCAAGUUUUGCUUUAAAAUGUAGCUUUUGCAACUAACACCUGACCUGUAUACCAAUCUAUAUCUGAUGGAUUUAUUUAGCCAAUCUAUAUUAACUGGUUUGCACCUGCUAAUUUUAUCUUUGUCGUGGAAUUCACAUUGAUUUAAGAAUAUGUAGAUCAUUUCUCAAUGCCUUGACAUUUUGUCAAUGUUUAGCUGAUUUUGUAAAAGCUGAGUUGCAAAAAAAUGCAUGAUUAAAAAGGAGUCUUUGAUUUUAGCUUGUGCUACAUUUACCACUAUGCAGCUUUGUGUGUGCUAACCGCUCCAUUGGAAUUUGUAUGUGAAGCUUUUUAACCAUUCUAGACUAUACAUUCCAGAACAAAGUGCUCUUUAUGGAGGAAUUAAUAUAGAUUAUUCUGGUUACCAUGCUGGAUACACAUAAUUCAGAACUUUGCUCCAGUUAAUGUCUUCAUAAAUAAGGCCAACUGUGUUUACGUACCACUUAGAAAUAUAGGGAAUGAUGAUGUCUCUCCCUCCUCUACAUUACUUACGUAGUUUGAAAAGAGACAUGUGCCCAUAGAGUUAAGCAUUUCUCACAUCUGUUUUUGUUAUUGAUCCAAAAGAAGGCAAAAAAAAAAAAAAACCUGUUUGAAGCGCUUCCAAUUUUGCAACAAACUAGGAAAAAGUUCCUUGUUGACCCCAGAAUGGCAGUCAGAUCUCUCCUUGGGUCAAGAAGCUGUUACCCCACAAAUUAAAAAGUAUAUCCCUGAAUAUUAUAUUUUUGCAAGUAUUCAUCCAAUUGCUGUUUAAAAAUCUGUACAGACUCUGGGGGGAAAAAAAACACACUAUUAAAAAUGUUUAAUGAGUGUUAUGCCACCUGCAUUAAAGAAAUGUUUUACCGGCUAGAUUUAGUCCAUAUCAAAUUGAUUGGACUUCUUUAAGGGAUGCUAUCUUUUUAAAGAAGCCCUAGAUCUGUGAGCCUUACUAUACUUAUUGGCAUAGGAGUAAUUUGUACAUGUUUGGAAGUUCUACCUUUUCUCUGGAUACUAUAUACCUGUUUUAUUUCUCGUACAGACUGCUGAAGGUGAAGCCAGAGGAGCGACUCACUAUUGAAGGAGUUCUAGAACACCCUUGGCUGAACUCUACCGAAGCUCUGGAUAAUAUCUUACCAUCUGCACAGAUGAUGAUGGACAAGGUUUUAACACGUUUUAAUCUACGAUCUGUGACACUACCAAGAUAAUAGUGAAAUAUACUUGCAUUUCUAAUUUGACUUUGAUGUUUUCAGAGAGCACACAUCAUUUUUUAUUUAUUUAUUUGAAACUCUGUUUUAUUGGUGUCACACAUUGUUCAUCAUUGGCGCCUGCUUGCCGGGGUACAGAAUAGAAGGGUUGUGCAGGAACAUUUUGUUACAUAUUGGGGAUAUACACAGUUUAUGUUGUACGUUCCUUUUACUUCUUUACAGUUACUCUCUUUGCUCUCUUAACCCCCCUUAACUAUGCUCCUUGCCUGUCUGUCCCUUUCCCUGUAUCUGUGGUGGAUCUGGUGUUUCUGCUUGUUUAGCGUGUGCUCGUUCAGCCCUUACGGGUUUCUUUCCCCGUUUUUUUUCCUCUCCCGCGUUUAGUGAGCUGUUGUUGCCUUCCCUGCCUAACUGUUAUGUGUUUGCUUUUCCAUAUAUUUGUACCAGCUCUCUCCCGCUUUCUUUGUGUUUCCUCGUCAUUAUGUGUUUGUCUGCCAUCAACUCAUAUUUCCAGUUUAGGGUGAUUUGGUCCAGUAGGGCCCUCCCUCUUGGGUGCCUGUGGUGUUUUCCAUGCUCUAGCUAUGAGCGUCCCUGCAGCUCUUAAUAGGUGGAAGAGCAGUCCCUUUUCUGUUUUAUGUAGUGUGGUAGGUAGCAUGAAUAGGAUGCAUUGUUUGAUAUUGCGUGGCCAAGGCCUGUCCAGCAAAUCUCCUGCUAUUGUUUCCACUUCUUUCCAGAAUGGUCAGAUUUUAGGACAUGCCCACCAUAUGUGCCCCAUUGAGCCCCCCUCUUGCCCACAUCUCCAACAUAUGUUGUUUGACCCUGGAUACAUUGUGGCUAGUUUCUCUGGAACUAAGUACCACCUGUAUUGCUGCUUUCGUAAGAUCUCUCGGUGAGUGGUACAUAGCGUGUUCCCUAAAUGCCUCUUGCUACUCGUCUGUCUCUAGCUCGGGCCCCAGUUCUUUGUGCCAUGCCUUUUGAAAUGUCAUGGUUGGUUCUGUUUCUAGGUCUAGGAGGGCCGUGUAUAUUUUAGAAAGUAUUUUCUUAGGAGGUUUGCCUGAUAGGCAGAGGUUUUCAACCAUAUGUGUGUAAGGGGUCUCUUGGUUUUGUAUAUUUACUCCUGUCAGUAGCGACCUUAUUUGCAGAUGAGAGAAUAUUGCCCUAUUUGGUAUUUUGUACAUUUUUUGGAAGUCUGGAAAGGGUAUCAACCCCCUGUUUUUGUAUAGGUGGUUAAUUGUUAGGCAUCCUGCCUCCUUCCAGGGUUGGGAUACCCAUCGCUAAGCAUGAUAGCGGAGCGUCCUUAUGUAUUUCCAAUGGGUCCCUUCCUCUCUCCCUCAUGCCGUCCCAGUGUUUCAGUGUUAGGGCUGUGGUUGGUAGUGGGUGUAAGGUUUGCGAGUGUAGCGGUCUGGGAAGCCAGAACAGAUCAUCCAGCCUCCGUCUGCCCAUCCAGUGGGCUUCUAUCUGUGUCCACUGUAACGUCUCCCCAUCCGCCGUGGCGGCCUUGACCACUGCCAAUUGUGCUGCUUUGUAGUAGGCUCUUGUGCUUGGGAGUCUCAGUCCUCCCCUCGCCACUGGUUGUUGCAAGAUUGUGGCUGCCACCCUUGGAUUUUUGUUUGCCUAUAUAAAAUGAGUGAACAGUCUCUGUAAUGAGUCUAGGUAGGUUUUGGGUAAUGUUAUGGGUAGGGUAAGUAGCAGGUAUUGGAAUUUUGGGAGCAGCAUCAUUGUUAUCACUGUUAUCCUUCCCACCACAGAUGGGUAUUUCCCCUCCCAGGUGGUUAGUGUGGUGGCAAUCUCUUUCAUUAGUGUGAUGUAAUUUUUGUCUAUUAGUUUGCCUAGGUUAGGUGGUAUUUUAAUUCCUAGGAAUCUCAGGUGGUCGGUCCUCCAGUCAAAGGAGAAUGCUGCUCUAAGUCUGUCUAAUGUUUCUGUUUGUAUCCCAAUUCCUAUAGCCUGUGUUUUCAAUAUGUUUAGCUUGUAGUAAGAAUGUUUCCCAUACUCUAGGAUGGUGGUCAUCAGGUUGGGCAGAGAUAUGUGUGGUUAUGUCAACGUUAGCAGGAUAUCAUCAGCGAAAAGGUUCGCUUUGUACUCUGUCGCCCAGCCGCAACCCAUGAAUUGAUGUGUGUUGCCUAAUGGCUGCUGCUAGUGGCUCUAGGGCCAUUACGUAUAACAGGGGCGAUAGGGGGCAUCCCUGUCUGGAUCCGUUAGUGAUGGUAAAGGGAUCUGAGACAAAUCCUGCAUUUACCACUAAAGCUGAUGGCGUGUUAUAUAAAGUGCCCUGACCGCCGAGAGGAAGCCUUACGGAGCCCCAAACUUGAUGAGGACCUGUUCCAGGAACUCGCAUCCCAGCCAGUCGAAGGCCUUCUCCGCUUCGAGGGAUACCAUCACGCAUCCCAUUUUCAUGCGUUGGGUGCUAUAUAUAAUGUCCAAUACCUUCCUAGUGUUGUCUCCUCCCUUUAUAAAUUUAUAAAUCCUGCCUGAUCUGUGUGGAUGAUGGGAGGAUGUUUCCAAGGCGUGUUGCAUUGAUUUUUGCAUAUAGCUUGGCGUCCGUGUUUAACAAGGAGAUGGGGCGGAAGUUUUGUGGGCAGGUGGGUGGCUUUCCCGGUUUCGGGAGCGUGAUGAUGUGGGCCAUUAAGGUUUCAGAUGGCAGUCGCUGCAGGAUCGUGGCUUUGUUAAAGGCCUUGGUUAGGUGUGGUGCUAAAAUGGUAUGAAACUUUUUGUAGUAGCAAUUGGUGAUGCUGUCUGGGCCUGGCGAUUUGCCUGGUGGUAAGUUUUGGAUGGCUGUCAUCACCUCCUCUUGGGUGAUGGUGGCAGUCAGACUUUGUUGUUGCAGUGGCGUAAGGGUGGGGAGCGGGAUCGCGCGUAAGUAUCGUCGUAUGGCUUGUGGUUGGUGUGUUUUGAGCGUCCUUUGCAAGGUUAUAUAGGGAGGUGUAAUAGAGCACUUUUAAUACAUUUUACAUGUAGCCAUGUAAAAAGCUGAUUCUUCAGUUGGCCCUAUAAUAAACUAGACAGUGUUGCAUUAUUAAAGGACCACUAUAGGCACCCAGACCACUUCAGCUUAAUGAAGUGGUCUGGGUGCCAGGUCCAGCUAGGAUUAACCCUUUUUUCUGUAAAUUUAGCAGUUUCAGAGAAACUGCUAUGUUUACAAAUGGGUUAAUCCAGCCUCUAGUGGCUGUCAUUGGCCGACAUUGACAGCCGCUGACAGCCGCUAGUGGACUUCCGUGAUUCUCACUGUGAUUUUCACAGUGAGAAGACGCCAGCGUCCAUAGGAAAGCAUUGAUAAUGCUUUCCUAUGGACUGGCUGAAUGCGCGCACGGCUCUUGCUGUGCAUGCGCAUUCAGCCGGUGACAGAAGAGGGAGGAGGAGGAGAGCUCCCCGCCCGGCGCUGGAGAAAAAGGUAAGUUUAACUCCUUCCACCCCCUAGAGCUUGUCGGGAGUGGGACCCUGAGGGUGGGGACACCCUCAGGGCACUAUAGUGCCAGGAAAACGAAUAUGUUUUCCUGGCACUAUAGUGGUCCUUUAAUACAGGUAAUGCUUUAUCAAUGCACAUGUGGUUGAGAGUGCUACAAAACUGACUUCUAUUUAAUGUCUUAAUCAUACCUAUAUUCUUUUAUGACAACUUUUCUUUUAUUUUUAUUUUUUUAUGAGCAUGCUUUAUAAAAUAACAGCAGGUUUCAUUAUUUAGUUGUAGUGUAAUACAGUUUCUAUUGCUUCAUCCAGGUCAUUUAUUUUUCUAUUCUUAGAAAUAGGCCUCCUCAGUGAGGUUCAACUGUAUUCCUCCUCAGCACAACAAGCAAGGGAUCCAUGUAUAUUUUUGUGUACAUGUUAUCAAAUCAGCCCAGUUUUAUCUCUGUCCAGACAUGGAUCCCCUGCCUACAGUUCCUAGAGAAUUUUGCCUGUGCCUCACUGAUGAGAUCUCUGAUAAUCUGAAACCGAUGUUUGGUGUUGCUGUAUCCCUCAACCCAGCAUUUGAGGUUAUGGAAUCACCCAUGUGGAAUAUGCCUCUGUUAAUUUCUGUGCUGUAAGAGUACUAGUUUAGCAAAAAAAAAAAAUUCCUGUAGUGGUGAUGAUGCCCCCCUAGGCCUAUCCGUGAAGCUGUCUAUGCUGUGAGAUUUUGUCACUAUUUACACUGAUGUUUAAUAUUGUUCUACCCCUUUCAUUUCCCCUUCAAGUACACUAUGUACAGAAGUGAACAUUGCAUACUUUGCAUAUACAGCUGCAGUGAGCAAUAGGUUCUUAUGAGAUCUGGAUUUGAGGUUUCUAAGUGGAUUAUUGACUAAACCGUCCACCUGUCUAUGUUCCACGCUUUACUUUACCUGAUUUUAUUUUUCUCUAUUUUAUGCCCGCUGGCAUAGAGAUUUAUAGCUGACAUAACUUUAAAUCAGGGGUGGAAUUUCUAUUGUCCGUGGGGCUCUGGGUAAUGGGCAGGCAGAUGCUUUUAGCCAUGCUACAGCAGGACGUCUGCAAGGGCUGCCCAGAAGAGGUCAGGGCUAGUACAGGCCACUGUAAUUGCUCCCUCACACUCCAGGCUCUUACUAAUAAGUUGGGAGUGCAGGCUGGGGCUCCUAGCAGCUGCGCUCAGACUCGCUGAGCAAGAGGGAGUGAUUUCUGUGGUCUGCACCUACCAGAGGUACUGACCACACUUGACCAACAGAGAAUAUAACCAGCAGUGGUGAACUAGAGACCAUAGACCCUGUACCUGCAGAAAGCUAAGUAGAAGGGGGCUAAAACACCACACCCACUAGGGGAAGACCACAGAAGGAUAGACUAUGGCGGGCAGAGGGUGAGACACUGUGGGUUAUUCACUAGAAUCCUAUACUCUCUAAAUGUAGCAAAUGUAUUCCAAAAGAAAAAAAAAACUGAGGCAAAACAUUGAUUAUAAAUGAUUGGAAAAUUCUUCCAGAUCAGAUUUUUUUUUUUUUUUUAUUCCAUUUUUUCAUUCAUAAUUAAUUUGUGAAAAUCGGAGCUUAGGGAAUAAUGAUGUUAAUGUCCCAGAUUCAGGCAUGUGCCCUAAUCUGAAAUUAUUUUGUGUGUCAGAACAAGUAGAUUGGACUUUAGUAACUUAGACAAGUAGAUUUUUAAAAAAAAAAUAGUUAAUAUAAUUUAGUGCGUUCAAUCUAUAAGUGGGGCACUAUGUAUGAAGGAAUUGUGUAAAAAUGUCAUUCCAAACUCAGUAGCUACUUUCAUUUUUGUUGUAUAUUAAAGGACCAAAUAAACGGUUAUUUCUCGUUUUAGGCAGUGGUUGCUGGCAUUCAACAGGCCCAUGCGGAACAGCUUGCCAACAUGAGAAUACAAGAUCUUAAAGUCAACCUGAAACCUUUGAAUGUUGUCAACAAUCCCAUUCUGCGCAAGAGAAAACUACUAGGGUAACUUUUCCUGAGCUGGUCUUUCUUUGUUUCCAAGUGGUCUUCUUUUGCAUGUGUUAGAAUUUAGCAUUUUUAUUAUAUGAAAUGGUAAGAAGCCGUUAGAUCCAUUCCAUUUACAGUCAUAUAUUCUAUAGUCAGACAUACUCAAAAAAAUUCCCCUAUUAGCUAGUAUUCUCAAAGGCUUUACUCGUUCUUCAGGUGAACAUGGGCUUUCAGCACGAUACUGUAAUACCUCUGCACCAAUACUAUUGGUUUCUACUAUCCGCUGAUCUAAACCGUUCACAAUCUCUGCAAGGUUUGAGCUGCCUAGUUUAGCACACAGUGCACAGUAAUGAAUAACUAUUUUUGUAUGACCGUUGAUAGUCUGUUCCAGUAGAGACCUCAGCUUUUCCUUUACAAUAUCACAGAAUUAUAUUGGAUUACUAAUGAUUAGGUAAGUACUAUUUUCGUACUAUUAGCGUACUUUGGAUUUGUUUUGUAUUUCUUAGGUCUAUUGGUAUUGUGCAUUUACAACAUUGUAAUUUUAUAUCCACACCAUUGGGACCUCCAAUAGCACCAAAGCACCUUCCAUAGCUGCUAGAUUUAAACGGUUUAAUCAAGGAACUAGUACUCGAUGGGCUAAACAUUGCCUAUCCGAUGUACUGACAUGAAGGGUUUGUCUAUCGUGCUGUAUUGGAUCCUCCUCUUCUCCUGAUAUUACUUAUUGACUUGGGCUGAAUAUCAUCUUGAUAAGUAAGGUUAUUUUUUGAGUUGGAUUGUGUUCCUUAACUUUUUGGUUACAAUCAAUAUGGAAUUCCUAAAAUGUUGACGUAAUAAAUUUUGAAGUGCAAUUUAUAGAGGAGUACAUAUUAUUCUACUUAUGGUGUGUACCUCCAAGCUUAAAUCAGGGUUUUUUGAUUUAUCAAAAUAAAUAUCUGUAAGCUGGUCCAUACGGAUGUAUGUUUCAUAUAAAUCAAUCACAGAUGUCAAAAAUCAUUGAACAGUCUGUGCACAUGUGCAAAUUUCUGUAUUCACUCAGAAAAAUGCACGUGUAUGCUUGCUAAGAAAUGAAAGCUGCCAUUGUUUGUCCUUUAAACAUUUCAAUGGUAGUCGUGACCAAAUUGUACAUUUCUGCUCUUCUCCAGUCACUGGAGGUUAUUUUGAUUGGUUAAAAUGCUGGGUAUUUAUAGGUUAUAGGUUUUUUUUUGUAAUUUAAAAUAGACCUUGAUUUUUCCUUUUCCUACUCGAAUAUCAUAGGUGAAUGGGAGGAACUAAAAUGAGCAGACUAUUAUAUUCCUGGAAGCUUACCUCUAGAGAUCAGAUAGCAGGUUUUAUAUAUGGUGAAAUUGAUUAAUCUAACUUUUAUAGUCUAGAAGUGGAGAGGAAUUUUACUAUAAGAUUGUAGGACACCAUAAAUUAACAUAGAGAAAGAUGAAGAAUUACAAUAGGAGACAUUAAGAUAGAGUACAUCUCAGAGCUAGAGGGUAGUGCUUUUUAUCCGACAUUAAAGGGACACUGUACGCACCCAGACCACUUCAGCUAAUUGAAAUUGUCGGGGUGCUGUGACCCUUUUGCACUUAGUGCCGCAAUGUUUACAUUGCAGCUUGAAGUCUGUCCUCUGUGACUGUCUAACAGACAGCCACUAGAGGGCUUCCAGAAUCCAAACAGACUUUUGGUCCGUUAUCUGAUGCUGGACGUCCUCACGGAACUCCAGCGUCAGAUUUUCCCCACAGGAAAGUAUUGAUAAAUGCUUUCCUAUGGGGGUAGUCUAAUGCACGUGCUCCCAUUGUCGCGCAUGCACAUUAGGUCACUCCCGCCGGCUGUUGUCGGCGAGGGAGGAGCCUGACCCGGCAUGGAGGGACAUUGGUGCUGGAUUCAGGUAAGUGGCUUAAGGCAUUUUUUAACCCCUUAAGCCCCGAGGGAGGGGGGCACUCCGGGAGCCUAUAGUUCCAGGAAAACAGGUUUGUUUUCCUGACUCUGUAGGAUCCCUUUAAGAAAGCAUACAUUUAUUUAGAAAUAGUUGGGAUUAAAUCUGCAUGUCUGUGUCUUAAAUGGGUCUUCAGGAUGCAUAAGUGGGAUAGCGGCAUUGGCUACCGUACCUUCUACUUACUCAGUUAUAGCUGCAAGAAAUAGAAAUGACUCUCAAAGACAAACUUUUAAGUAGAAUAUUUUAAAAUAAUUGGGAAAUUGUAACUUUAAUAAUGUUGGACAUAGUGAUAAGAUAUUGCCAGGUUUUUUUUUUUGUUUUUUUUUGUAAUUUUUCUUUUUUUUUGUUAAAGUGGUCUCUUAUGAAGUACUUUUUUUUAACUUUUUUUUUUAACAAUUUUUUUUUCUCAGAAUAGAUUUUUGUUGCGAAAACCUCUAUAAUGGCUUCCUCUCUCAAUCAAUCAGCCAAUCAAUCAAAACAACAAAAACAAUAAAUAAAAUUCCCCAUCCCAAAAUGAACGGAUAAUUUGAAUGGUUUGUUCAUUAAACAGAGAGUUGUGAUGAGUUGGCAUCCAACAUGCACAUUCUAGGCUGAAAUAGCAUUUUUAUUUUCCCAUCUCUAUUUUGGCUUGAAUCUUGCACGUCAGGUAUCAACUCCGCACAAAUCACUGCUUAGUGACUAAACCCCCAAGUUUCACAAAACCUCCUCCAUUUCCGAAAUGCAUUGAAUUUUUCCCUUUGAUUGCAGUACAAAGCCGAGGGAUAGUGUUUACAUCCAGGAUCCUGAGAACGGUACUGACGACGCUAAUAUCGCUUUGGAAAAGCUUCGAGAUGUGAUUGCACAGUGUAUACUACCGCAGGCCGGUAAAUUCAGAGGAAGCUAUCUAUUGCUUGUAUAGCAAAAAAUUAAAUAGUUUAAGAAUACAGCUGCUGGUGUAGUCACAUGAUCACUUUCAUUCACGCCAAGAGUGAAAGUCAAAUUCCACUAGGUGCUCCUGUGCCACAAAAGUGAAUUUUCAUUAAUCUACUACUGGUUGCUUUACCUAUUAUCACAUUUGCCUUUUCAGUGUUUUAUUGUAUUGGUGUUUUAAAGAAAUAUCUGGUAAUUGCUUGGGUGAUUUUUGGCUGGCAGAUGCUAGCGAUUUCAAUCCCAGCAGUGGCACUAGUCGCCUCAAGGUGAACUCUGAAUUUAUUUAUAUUAAAACAAGUAUUCUUUUAUAUUGCUGAGAAUAUAUUGAAGCAAAUAUUUAAUUCAUUUUUUUUCAGGCACACUGCUUAUUACAACGUUUUGGUCAGUUUUUUAUUUAUUUAUUUUUUUAAUGUAUAACACUAUACCUUUCUUUCCUCUGCAGCAAGCUAUUGAGUGGCAUGAGCAUAAAUUUCACACAGUCACAAUAGUAAUCUAUAAUGUUUUUGUUAAACUGAAAGUACAGUUAGUUAUGGAAAUAGAUCUGGUUCCAUGUGCCAUUUGGAGAAACAAUUUACAGGGAAUGCAGAGCUGGUUUCUCUGGAAAUCAAAUUUGAAAACAUUUUAUAUUCGCUGCAGAGAGUGGUUUUGUAUGUUUAAUCCCAGCCAAUAAGAUCCCCCAGGUCACCCACUGGAAAGACACAGUAGAGUUCUGUCUUCUGAGCUCUCAGGGUUCUCUAUAAAGAGGUGAGAUUACAUUGGUUUACAUAUUUUGUGCACCCCAUUCAGUCGUUUACUCCAUAGAUGUACUUUACCAUAUAGAGUAAUCCCAUGGAACUCUUUGUUCAAGGAACACCUCUCCUGAUCAACAAGUGUUUCGUUAUUUAUCUUGUCCAAGUCCUAAUGGACGAAUGUGAACUCUUUUGUUUAACAAUAUAUGAACCAGGAAUCACUGUUAGCCUUCUAAUUGGUUUGAAUGCAUUAGGGAAUAAAAUCUAUAUAUCCUCAUAUCUCUCUCUGUUUAACAGAAGAAAAUGAAGAUGAGAAGUUAAAUGAGGUAAUGCUUGAAGCAUGGGAAUUUAAUAAAGACUGCAAAUUAUUGAGAGACGUGCUUCAAAGUUUCAGCUGGAAUGGUAAGAAAUAGGUCAAUAUACUUGUCUAAUGAAAUGAAUAAAAUCUGAAACUCCAUACCAUUAGGGCUCCACAAAACACAUCAGUUUUAAGAAGCAGUGUAGGUACCAUUAACACUAAAUUCCAAUAUAAUGGCACCAUUAACACCAAGUGCCAUUCCCCAAUUCUUGCUCAACCUAGUUUUAAAAGAUUUGACUGAACCUUAUGGUUCCUGAGACACUCGCAACCUGACACCACUUGUUAGAAUUCAUAGGAUUUAACCCACGUAGCCAAUGAAUGGUGUUAAAAUAUUGAGGAAAUUCCUGCAGACCCUUGAUUUAACCCCUUAAGGACCAAACUUCUGGAAUAAAAGAGAAUAAAGACAUGUCACACGUCAUGUGUCCUUAAGGGGUUAAAGGAACACUAUUGGGUCAGAAACACACGUGUUUUCCUGAUCCUAUAGUGUUAAACUAGCUAUUUACCCCCACUGGCCCCUUCUUACCCCCCCUUUAACACUAGUAAAAACUCACCUUAUUUUCAUCCAUCCGACCCACCUCCUUGGCAGACAUCAGAAUUGAUGAUCUCGCGCAAUCAAAAUGUUUUCCCAUAGGAAAGCAUUGGAUUGGCUGAGAUUGUCAAUUAUGAUGAUUUCAGACAAGGAGGCAGCUUGGGGCUGAGCUAAACGACACCCUGGCCAAUCAGCAUCUCCUCAUAGAGAUUUAUUUAUUUAUCAAAUAUUUUACCAGGAAGGAUACAUUGAGAUUUCUCUAAUUUUCAAGUAUGCCCUGGGCCCAUUGAAACAAUGCAUCUCUGUAGGAAAAGUGAACGUGGGCAGCACUGACAAAGGAAGGACCUUUAGUGGCUGUCUUGAGGAGUGCCCACUGGAGAUGUCCCUAGGCUCUAAUGUAAACACUGGCUUAUUUGUGAAAAGGCAGUGUUUAUAUAAAAAAGCCUGGAGGGACUGACUUUACUCACAAGAACUACAUGAAGCUGUAGUUGUUUUGGUGAUUGUGUCCCUUUUCAUUUCAACUGCUCAAAAAUGGCUUGACAAAAAACUAAAGGACUGCGCCCACAGCUUACUUACAUCAGAAGCAUUGAAAGAGUUUGUGGUAUCUAGAGAUUUCCUUUAAAGUGGAAUUCUUACAUCUGAGAUUCACGUGGAUAAUCUGAUAACAAAUACAAAUGUUGGCUUUGGGAGGGGGCUGUAAUCCUCCGAUAUCACCAAGUUCCCCUUCUGCAUUAGAUAUAUCAAGUUUGCCUGUGUUUGAAUGUACUAUUUUUGGUUGAGUAGUAUCACUCGACUUUUUGGGUCGGACUGAGGCAGACUGCAUGAGGGGAUUCCAGGCAACAUAACCACUGCAGUGGACUAUAGUGGUUAUGAAACAUGGAGUGCAACUUUAACCCUACAGUGUUUAACAUAUGAUCAUGCCACUAUUGAAGAAAUGCCUGAGCAUGCCCUCACUCAUACCACAUUUCUCUAAUGCCUGAGUGCAGGUGUCACCCUGCUGCAGAAGUAAGUUUUUGUUGGGGUGUUUACAUUUUUAUUUUAUCUACCUCCCCUAAGUAUUGGCACGAUUAGUGUUUUUAAGUCAUCAGCACAUACCAGAACUAUUUACAUUUAUACAAUGGGAAUAUGUACCAGCAAGUUAUCAAAAGACAAAAUAAUGUCUACGCAUACAAGAGAUUCCUGCUUAAAUGAGCUUACAAUCUAGGAAAUUGAUGUGCAGGUUGAAAUUAUUUGGGUAAUUUUUGAAACCAACAAAAAUGCCAAAAUGUUUACUGUCCACUUUCUAAUAACUUUGAGCCUUAUUUAUUUAUUUAUUUAUUUAUUUUAGGUCGAGGAUUUACUGACAAAGUUGAUCGCCUCAAACUUGCAGAAAUUGUAAAGCAAAUUAUUGAAGAACAAACAAACUCUCAAGAGGACUCUCAGUAGCUAGAGUGGUUUGCAGCCGCCCCCACUUUUUUUUUAUUAUUCUUUUUUUUUUUUUUUUUUAAUCUUUUAAGAUAAACUUAUAUGGUCUUAAGUGUAAAAUAUUUUUAUGUAAAUUAGCACUGAAUUUCAACACUGAUUGAACAUACAAUACAAUUGUUGAUAUAAGUUCAAAAAAGGAAAAAAAUAUUGAUCAUUGGUACUGUAAUUUUAUUUAAAAACUGAUUUGAAGAAUUUAAUAUUAUUUUUUUUAAUUCACACUACUGUACUGUUAGCAUGUACAAGCCUGGCAGGGAAUACACCAUAGCGUAUGGUUUUGUAGAGGCCUAAAAUGUGGGGUGUCUCUCUCUUUUGCCCUUACAUAGCCUGGAGACUGUGUUACACAUAUCGGCAAAUGUAAGGAAGCUGCAUUACACAUAUCUGCAGAUGUUAGCAGUCUAUUUGAUGCUUUCACUGGCCAUUGGGGCCUGUGAUGCAUUGCUGAGCACCUGCUGCAGGCUCUGCUGACUGUCAAAAAAAAAGUUAAUAUACUUGAAAAUAGGCUAUGUAGAAUGUAACUGAUUGGUUACACUGGCAACUAUUUCCUCAGGAAUAUUUGGAAAGAGCACACGCCUUUGAUCUUGUUCACCAGCUGCUCUGAUUAUGUGCCAGUAUUAUUCUGAAGGAAAUAAGACUCUGAAUAUUAUUAAUUUAAAAACCCAUCUCUUUUAACCUUUUUUGUGUUUUAUUUUUUUUAUUAUUAUUAUAAUAUAACCAGUGUUCUAAAGAUCUUUACCAACCUAGUACUUGGAAUUAAGGCAAUUUUUAAACCAGAAAGUGUCGCUGUUUACUACUUGCGGCUGAAGACACAUCUACAGCAAUGCAUUGCAGGCCUGUUUGUAAUGUUACUUUAUUUUUAAAUCAUUUCCUUCUUACUUUCUGCUGCAAAAUCUGAGCUUUAAUAUUUUUUUAUGCAUUCUAGUUUUCUAUUAUCCUUUCUUUUACUCUAAACAUGCAUACGUGGUGUGGGUUAGUGUGCCUGAAUAUGCAGUUGCAUACUGCAGACUAAAGUGCCAAUUUUCUACAAACUAUUAUAGUCUUGUCAGUAUGUUAUGAUUUCAUUACACAUGAUGCAGUAGUUCAGGAUGCCCUGCAUUUUGCAUAGCUGUUUUUCUGCAAGGUGUGAUGCCUGUCAUUCAGUAUACCCCUUGGUGCAGAAAGGUAUGAGUGAACUCACAUUGCAGCUGUAACUCUGCUCCAACGUUUCAGUAAGUAAUUCCUUGUUUGCCAAUAUAUCAGGCUCCUCUUGCAAAGGAAGAGUUAAUAUCUGCUGCUUCAACAUAUCGCUGCUAAAUCAUCUUUAAAACUGUGAACUGUAUGGUCAUGUACAGAGUGCAGUGAUUUAGUAAUUUGCUGGAGUGUUCUCACUCUAAAACAUAAGAGGAGAUUUAUAAAAUGUGACUGUGGAUCAAGGUGCAGAGCAGUUGCUACAGAGUCUGUUAACUACCCUGUUUUCAGAAAUGUCGCCGACAAUGGAACAAUUUUUGUGUUAAUACUUGUUUUAUGUAUGUAUCUCUACCGUAAUGUUAGAUUAAUUCCUUAGAGGUUUGCAAUGGAUUACAGUGGUUGCUUGCUCUGUAAUUUCUUGUUUUACCACUAUAUGAGGCUAUAAUUGUUUAGCUGAUCCCUGCUGUCACGGUGGCCUGCUCAUACUGUACACAAUGACGGCUGUAAUGUAUUUGAAAAUAAGCAAAAACAGAUGAGAUUGAGGUCAAUCAGGACUUUAAGUUACAAUUCUUUAACCCAUUAAGGACACAUCAUGAUUCCCUUCUAUUCCAGAAGUUUGGUCCUUAAGAGGUUAAAAAUUUUGCUAACUUAAUUUGUGCCAAAUAACUUGAGUACCUAGUUCAGUGCGCUAGACAUUAAACAAUUCCCAAAUAAAAGUGUACAUCAAAACAGCAGCGAACCAGCAGAGCUGAUGCACGGUAUCUGUGUAUUUCAAUCUGUCAUUUCAUCAUCAUUAUGUAACGACUGGUUUUUGGAAUGCAAAAUAUUGAUUUACGGUACAGCGCACACAAAAAUAGGUUUUUUUUUUUUUUGUUUUGUUUUUGGGUUUUUUCCUCUCUAUGGUUUUGAAGUUCAGCCAUGGCUCUGUUUUUUUUGUUUUUUUUUCAUUAAUGGAAGGAAAAUGCUUAAUGAAAUUAAGUGACUUAUAACGAACCAUCGAAUGUACGAUUUGCUGGCCAAUCGAGCUCAGAGUCUAGCUCAGUAUAGUUGACCUAUGAGGAGCAUCUGGCUCUAUGCCACAGAAGGAGAAAAGCUAGUGUGUGGCACCCAAUGGACCACAGGUAAGAAGUCAAACUGCUGCCAAACCGUUUGAUUACUUACAUAGAAGUACUCAAGUACACUUAUGGCACUAUAACUACUACAUCACAUUCUAUUGAAUUGUUCUUUUAAGCAUAUGUCACACGUAAUGAACCUGGAAUAGAAAUUCUGCAAACUCCUUGGUAGCUGUGGACUCGUGCUCAGCAGUCACAAUUUGACAUUGGGUUUUCUGCAAGCUAGUAAAGGACUUGGAUAUAGUUUUUAACCCUGGUGCUCACAGCAUUUGACUUUGUAUUAUAUUGCUGCCUGACUACAAAUAUCACUCCUAGCAGUGACAUAAAGCUGUGAUUGGUUAAAUCAAGGCUUAAGGAAAAUUUUGUGCUAAUGUAUAGAAUAUCACCAGCACUCCGGGUUAAUGCUGCACAUAUAUGACAAAUGCUCACAGCAGGGCGUUAUUAGUUGUGGCUUGGUCCCAGUACAGCAUUGACGACUUAUAAGAAGCCAGGUUUCAUAGGGAGUGUCCACACCUGAUAUGUAGAUUACAUCCGUACAUUAAUGAUCAGAUAUAAAAUGCUGCCUUUAUUUCACUUAAAGACUCACAGGGCAAGGCUAGAAGGCCUGCAUACUGGGCAUCCUAGCCAUGCAUAUCGUGCAUGUUUGUUUGUAUAAUUGUAAUGUGUAAUUUCAGUUACAAUUUUCACCUUCACAUAGAAAGCUGUUAGUAUAGUAAAAUAGAUGUUUCAAUGCUGGUUGUUUUUUGAACAGCUUUCAAUAUCUGAUAAACAAUACAUCAUCCAUUAGAGGACAUGAGAUACCUCUUUACAAAAUGUGUUAAAAACAAAAUAGGUACAGAGUGCACCAGAACAUGCACAUUUCUUAAUAGUAUUCAUUGUCAAAAUGUUUUUGUUUUGCCGUUUUUGCGUUGUCUAGUUUUCUUCUGUAUUUGUUGAACUAUUCUAAGCAGGUGAUAUCUGCCUCUGCUUUGCAGGCCUUUACCAGUACAUAGGAAGUACAUGCUUUUAGUUUGAAUUACUGCUAAUUCUGAGUUACUUCUUAGACAUGACAAUUAUCCUAACGUUUAAAGCGAUAUUGAACUGAAAACCUAUUAAUGUGUACCUUGCAAGAGGAGCCAGAAACACACUACAAAGCUGGAAAUUAUAUGAGCUGUUUGUGUGCUUGUUUUUCUUCACCCAUACAAACUAUGCCUUUUGAGGAAUUUAUUCUCCCAUAGUGGAGUAGCAUAAUAAAUUGCUAAUUUACCUUGGACAUUGCUGCCGAAGUUUGUCACUCAGAUUUCCUUUUGUGUAAUGCUUUUGAUUUAUAGUUCCUUAAGCCCACAGUAUGUCUACAAGCAUUAACAAGAUAUUUUUUAAGGUUAUGUCAUAUUGAACUAAAUUGGGGAAGUCUAACACGGAGCCUUUAGCCACUGGAUGGCUAUCACAUUUAUUAUUGGAAAAUAAAAUUCAACAGCUGGAGCACCGAUGUUGGACACCCCUAACGCUAAUAUACCGCUCGCCCUUUAAACAUUGGACUUAACAGCAUUAGUGAUUGUAUAAACUGUACAGUCAGAACUAUGGACUAACGAAGGGUAAUGUAAAAUAAAAAAUGUCAGACAUGUAGCCUUGCAUUUUAUGACCGAAAUAAAUUUUAAAACCGGAAGAUCUCCAGCUUUUGGUCGAACUACAACUCCCAUAUGCCUUUGCUUCUGGUUGCCUCUAGUAGUAAUUUUCUGAUCAAAGGGGAUUCUUCCAGCUGGCUGAAAUAUAGUGCAAUUCCAUCUUUCUAGAAUCCACUAAAAACAUGCAUGUUUUUUUUACACAUUUUUAAAUAUACAAAGAUGUUUUUUUAUAGGAGAAAUGCUUGUUAAAGCUAAAGCAUCUCUUUAAUGAUUUUAAUAGAAAUGAGAUAAGAAGCUACAUAAUUGAACCAUCACAUUUUAAAAUUUAAGUUCCAAACAUACCCCUGUGUAGGUUUUAGCCAAUGUAAAUGAGGUUCCCUGUGAUACAAUUUGAAUAAAUGAAUCACAUUGACUUUGAGCGGAUAAUGUGCAGAAGAUUGUGGGUUAUUGGAUUCUUCCAGAGCCAACUUAUGUCAGAAUUUUAAAGUAUACUAUUUCUCUAUCAAUCUUAUUGAUCUCUUCAUCUCUCUCUCUCUCUCUCUCUCUCUCUCUCUCUCUCUCUCUCGUCCUAGUAGUCGUUAUGAGUGUUAAAGUAUGAAAAGACUGUAUAGAAUGUUAUUUUGUGGUAACUAAAGGUCAAAUGAUAUAUUUAUGAACUAACUUAGUCUUAAAUGGAUAUGCAGCUUACUGCAUAGCAAUGUUUAGUUCAAACUCCGCUAGGCUCUAGAAUGCUUAAAAUGUUAAAAAACAAAACAAAAUUCCAUUCAUAUCAAAAUGCAAUAUUUCUUGAAGCUGUUAUAACACCUGUUAACACCUAUUCAUCAAAAGUCUGUUUUAAGUAUUUGUUUGACAAUGAAAAUUUGAAGAAGUUCAUAAUGGGUGAGUGCACUCAAAAACAUAACAUUUUUCAGACUAACAAGUUUGCUCAUUUAUUUAAUAGUUGUGUACAAAUGAAAACAAUUUUUAGUGUUUUUUUUUAAUCAUUUUUUUUCCCCCCCCCUCAAUAAUUCAUAUUGGUGUAGUCAGUAGUGAUUUCCUCCAAUAUAACCCUGCCCAUCAUCAUACCUUUUUGCCAUUGUUAUUUCUUCAAGAUCUAUACACUUUGGUGACACAAAUUCCGUGGAAGAUUUAUUCUCCCCAUUUUUAAUGUGCGAAUUACAAAUGUUUUUGAAUCGUGUUUUUGUUUUCACAACUUCAGUUUUAUCCACUAAUGCACAUGCAGGGAACCCGCCUUGUGAUUAAUUUGAAGAGCUGUGCAGGUCUGGACUCAAAUAAAAGGGUAGUUAUGAUUCCCAAAUAAGAAAUCACUUAAAACACGAGAGUUAUAUGUGUGCGUUGAGAAGAUUUGCUUAUGUCUGCUCAAAUACAAAGCAGUGCCUCUUAUAGCAAACCAUGCCUUUGAAAUAAAUUUCUGACCUUAUAUUAAAAAUACUAUAAACUUGUACAUUCCGGCUUUGUCUUUUGAUGAAGUUGCAUUUAUUUCAUUGUUUUAUAUAUCGUUUGACCUUUAGUGAAUCUACUUGAACUACUUGCUGUGUGUUUUGGUGAGUUUUCUUUUUGAUUAUAGAAUUUCAGGGGAGUUUUCGUUAUGCCAUCUUUGAUCUUUCACAUCUAUCUGUACUGUACUAAUCAAAUUUUAUUUGACUUUCAAUGUUUAUUGUAUUAUGUCCUGAACGUUUUCUGACCAGUAUUAUAAUGUAAAUAUGCAUCUGUGUAUAUAAAAUGAUUUUACUUAUCUCGCUAAUUGUGUAUUCAUUUAUU
Pelobates cultripes (western spadefoot toad) is the source of this 48085-nucleotide messenger RNA. The record is from the annotation of a GenBank genome assembly. NCBI's taxonomy places the organism in Eukaryota, Metazoa, Chordata, Amphibia, Anura, Pelobatidae.